This is a messenger RNA of Xyrichtys novacula (pearly razorfish), 49554 nucleotides long. Lineage: Eukaryota; Metazoa; Chordata; Actinopteri; Labriformes; Labridae. The record is from the annotation of a GenBank genome assembly.
GGGAGGAGCUGCGUGGACGUCGUCUCAAUUACGUCAUGCACAAACAGCUGGUCGUUGGCAAAAAAAAAAUUGUGAAAAAAUGUAGACCAGCACAGCGACGGAGAACUGCACCCGGGCUGGAGCCCCUUCACUGAGGAUUUCGGCUUUUAACGAUGUGGCAGCUGGAGCGCCGGGGCUCAGGAUGUAGCCCUCCGAGGCUCCUCUUGCUUGUUUACACCUCUGUGUGCGCGCUCGGAGGUGAGUCUUUCCACUCAGUGUGUGCGGCUGUGUGAUUCACGGGGAGCUGUUCCUUUUGUCGAGGUGCUGAAAUUCUCUCACCAGAGAGAAGCGGCAUCGAGUCCAGUGUGUCCGUAACAUCCACAGCUGCUGCUGCUCCAACAGAACCGUUUUCAUGAGCGCAGGCUGGCUCCACUGCUGUGAUGCAUGGGGAAGGUUGCUGCUGAUAAUGGCACGCCAAGACACUGACAGAUGCUCCUGUAGGAUGUACGAUAGGAUGCCGAGGGGCUGAAUGUGGAAACCCGUUAGGAUGGAUAGUCUCGAUGUUGUUUUCUUUGCUUGUUUGUGGGUUUGUUUGUCGUUGUUUUGCUCUUUUUUUGUUGUGAAAGAUAGACUAGGACCAGAGAGUAAGACAGUGAUUGAGUUUACCUCUAUUGUUUCAUGUUUAGAUCAUGAGUUUUAAAUAUAAAUUUGUUAUUCAAAAAUGUGGACACUAAAGUUUAACCUUAAAAUCCCUUUAACUCCAUGUCCUUUUGUAAAUUCAAAGUAGGAAAUCUCUUUCUUUCUGAGCAAACUGGUGUGAGAGUAGACACAAAGACUGUUUUUUUUCUUGGGUCUUGUCCUCAAACAUGCCUCUGCUGCUCCAACACAGAGGCGUGAGACAAAAACACCCUCAACGCUCAAUCAUGGGACAACAAUGAAUCCAUACCUACAGCACAUGCUGUACCGGCUGUGGUCAGGUAACGGCUCAAAGGUCCGUCUCAGGACGUCGCAGUCCCUUGACAGACUUGUUGCUGUUUUGUCUCGUCACUUCUGACAAAUCUUUGGAUGAAGUCAGUGCGAUCAAUUUCCUCACUCUGAGCUCUUAUUACAGACUUACCGGUGAUGUUUUUGUGCAGUAAACAACACAAAGAGGAGGAAUGAAGUGGUAUUAUUUGGAAGAAAAAGACGGAUUGAGUGAUGUUGAAAGGAAGAGCGGUUGAUUUGAAUGGUCAUUUUGUGUUUGUUCAGCUGGAAGUCAGUUUAUCCACUCUAGAUGGGAAUAAUGCUCAGUUUUGUAUCGACCUGUUAGUAUUUCACAUGACAGCUCUAUUGUUGAUGUCUUUGUGGUUGAAAGAAGAAAGUCUAUAAUCCUCAUGGCUGUGUGUUCGAUUUUGUUGUUCUGUUUGAGGCAGUGAGCAACAUGGAGCAGAUGAUUCACUGGGCGGUAGAUAUAAUGAAUGUUGACCUUUUCACCUUUGUUUUCGCAUGCUCCUUCUUUCACAUCUGUUUCUGCGGAUACUCAGACGACUGUCCCCUCCCUAAAAAAAUAUAAAGUAUAAAGAUGAUCCUGCUCAGAAUUCAAGGAUGAAUCUGUGCUUGAGAUGACAAAAAGCAGGAUUAUGUCUGUAUUAAGCCUCUCACAGAGUAAAACAGUGGUUGGGAGGCACUCAUUGAAGAGAUUACUGAGUUUAGAGCCACGCUGUGGGAAAGCCUGUGAGCACUCGGCAGUGUUUUAUCUCCAAAUGAAAAUGUCUUUAUUGAGCGAACAAACACAAUAACAUAUUUAGAACAUUUGGCAGCUUUGCACCUUCACAAUAAGUGUAGUUAGAGUGUGAAAGCUGAAUUCACACCCAGACGUGUGUGUUUUUUGGAAGGGGUGCGUUUUACCUUCUGCGUUUUCUUUUCACACAGAGGAGACAUGAGAAUAGAACUGCAAGUUUAUUAUUCCAAUUAAUUAUAAUGCAUGUGAAUUUCAGUCUUAUUUUCUGUUAAAUAACUGAACUUAAGACGCUGAUAUGAUUGAAAUGCUGCCUGUCUUGUCACUUGAGCGUGAAUGCAUCCACCCAUUGUUUAACAAAAGCCCAGUUAAAAACUCUUGUAUCAGUUAAAAUCCCAGUUGAGGUAAUUUCUGUUAAAUGUACGUUUCAGUUGUAUUAAUUCAAACAUGCAUUGAUGUUACAUUCAUUUUUGCAUGCAUGCAGACAAGGAAGAAAUGGCUGUGUUGGGGGAGGCAGUGGCUCAGUCUGCACAGACUGGGCUUAAGAACUGGAGGGAUGCAUCCAAGUCCCAGUGCAGACAAAAGUAUGAAAGGAUAUCUGUGAAUCUUUGCUCAGGGCGCCCGAGGAGCAGAGUGUAAAAAUUAAACUUUCUCUAGGGUAUUAAUGUAGUGUGCCAUCUUUAUUUCCUUCUGUUAAAUGAUGCUGAAAAAUCACUUAAAACAGCUUUGUUGCAUAUUUUGACCGAAGAAAACAGCAAAUAAGCCAUUUCACACAAAGCUUUACCGGCUGGUUUGUGUCUCUAAGCAAGAGAGAGAUUUCCCUUGUCGUGACUAUCUGAAGGAUCUAUGAAUUUAGGGGAAGUGUAACUACAAAACAAAGAGCAGACAAUGGAGAGAAAAACUUUGACACAUCUUUUUUUGGGAUAUUCCAAAGUGACUAAUUUAGUCGUCAUUAAGAAAACACAUCAAGUUUGCCUCAGUUUAUCUUUAACAUGGCUUAAAAGGGAUUGCAGUUUAUCCACUCAAUCAACGUCGAAUUAUUUUUCUGAGUCCGGGGAAAGUCUGCAUGCUGAUUCUGGUUCAGGUGAUGACGUUUGACCGUUUAGUUGACUUAAUCUAUCAAACCCCUCAUUUGUGGUCUUAAUCCCAACUUUGGAAAUCACUGAUUGAUGCUUUGGUGCAGUAAAUGUUGACUUUAUUAUCAGUGUGGUCAGGUGAUAUAGGACAUCGUUGUCUUUUUAGUGAAGCUGGUGGUUGAGCCUGGAGUUUAUAUCAUCAGACUUUCCAUCACAGUGUGAAGGUUUUUGUUGAACACUGUUAUCACCGUCCAACACAAGUUGUGUCUCCUGAUCUUAAAUGUGAUUGUUUUGCUUGUUUGUUUCUCUCUAAUCCGUCACACAGAGCAUACCGUAAGCGUACUGCAGAUAUCAGCUGUACUUGUACCACACUCAUGAAUUGAGUCGUAGCGCUCCUGUCAAUGCCACGUGACCAGUUUCUCUUGAGUAAUAGGUAACCAUGUCAUAAAAGAGCACACAUAUACCACAGAUAGAGGACCAGAUGAAGGCUAGAAUGUGAAUAAAAUCAGGACCAGGAGCUCUGAGUGUGUUCAGGCUUUAGCUCCUGACAGUAAGAUUGCUUCAUUCUUCUGACUCUCUUUCUCCUUAUUCUGCACCUUUAGUAUUCAAGGUUGCUUCCAUAGGUGAGAGGCAGUGUGAGCUUUGAGGGCUGGUAAUAGCGUGGGGGGAGAGGAGCAGAACAGAGCCAUUUUUCUCUUCUUCCCUGACGCACAUUGAAAGAUUACACAUUCAAAAAAACCUCUAUGGCUUUACACAUCCACUGUACAGGCACAGCACUCCAGUCACUGAGGGUCACACGGUUUUCUUCUCUCUGUGUCAUCAUCAUCAAGGUGAAAAGCAGAGGCAGCAGCAAUAAAAUAAAGAUGUAAAUGACAGCACCAGCAGAGCGAGCUUGCUUCCUGCCUUGCUAUAACUCUUAGAUGAACUGGCCUCUUGCUGUUUUAGUGGCGCAGGCUGUUCAUCGCAUCCUCAAAAGUGUUGUGCGAAAUGCACUAUUUUUUCCACAAACUGUAGGUGAGAUUAAUUAUCCCUCACAAAGGAAGGAAAACUGUGAAAGACAAUGCCGCAGGUAUUCUGAGUACAGAUGGUAGAAAUGGUUAUAAACAGGAAAAAAGGAGCGUGUGACAAAUGGAAAACAUUCUCCUCGAGUGAAACAUCAAAGUCUCCAUAUUGUUCCCAUGAAAUACUGCUGCCGUCUUCCUUAUCUACUUGUUUGCAGUCUUGAUAACACUUAUCUUACAAAUUCAAUAUGUUCCAGUGUAGCAAUUAUGUGACUCACACACAAUUUCCCAAGAUUUUGCCCACCCGCUGCGUAUGCUUGAUGCCAGCUAGGCUCAUGUUCUGUAGGUAAUAUGAGAGAUUACACCUGUCACUUGUUCUGCAGCUUUUAUACGUAGAGGAUGUAAUCCAUGGAUUUGAAAUUAUUCAGGGCGUGAGUGAGCCUGCAUACAUGCGUGCAUCUCCCUCAGCUGCUUUAAAGGGACUUGAAGUCUGUGAAGACAUACUUAGAUGAUCUAGCUCUUUACAAACAGUUGGCAGGGUUCGAGGGGGAGCUUGUCUUCACGGGCUUAAGAUGGAGAUAUCGCUUAUGUCUUCAUUCUGUUUUUAAGACUGAGAGUGUGAGAGUUUUGGAAACGCUUGUGAAUUCAGCCUUGAAAAGCAAAAGGUUUGAUAACUAUAUUUAAGACAAAUAAUAGCAUAGGUAAGGGUGUCAGUAUCAGUCUGUCGUUCAAGUGCUCUGAUUCAGAUUGAGAUGUCUGCACAGCUGCGUGCUCCAGGAUUUUAAAGUCUGCGGUUUGUGCUUUUGAAUCAGUUUUGCUUUAAUUGUAGUUUGAUUGGUAGAUGAUAGCUGCUAUAUAACGGCAUGUUAAGGCUAGUUUAAAUUUUGCUAGCUAUGGCUUAUACACCUAACUUAGAAGACAGCACAAAAUGAUUGGUAUCCUCCAAGAGCUCAUUUCUGUGUUGCCACCAUUCAUUAUUUAACCAUCUUUAUAAAAGCAUGUUUUGAUGUUUAAUGUAAUGCUGACAAGCCUAAACCAAAAAAGCGUGCUAACAGUAAAUUAAGAUAUUUAAAGGAACUGUACGUGCUUCCAGCAAAUUAGCAAAUGUAUUCUUAACAUUUUAGCACGCUUAAACACCAGAGUUUAAGAUACUGUAAGCGUUGUACUGUAACUGUUUUUUUUUUGGAUUAAACUAACAUGAUUAUAAACAACAUACCUGCCAAACUCUAUAAUGUUUGAAUGCCAUUGUAGGCUUGUUGACCAAAUGUAAUCCCACUCUAAGCAUUGUUAUAAUGUUUUCUGUUUUCUCUCAUAUUCAUCCUCAUAAAUAAAGAAUAUUCCCUGCUUGUUUCCACAGACUGCCUUUUCGUGACUGAAUACUUCACCCGCACGCCUCGUAAGCUGAAUGCUUUCAACUCCUUUGCGAGUGUGGAACUGUUCCACUUCAAUGUGCCUGAUGACACCAUGAUGGCCGUAUGGAACCUCAUCACCUUCAAGGAGCAAGGCGGCACGUUCGGAGACAGCUGCCCUAACCGCAACGUCACCGUGUAAGAUGCUGAGUUCUCCUUUUCUGAAGUUGCUCGUGCAAAGUGCGCCUUUGUUGUUGCACAAAGCUGAAAUCUGCUCCUUCUGUGGUGUAAAAAUAGAUGAUGAUAAGCAUUUCAGUUUACCUUUUGCAGGAGGUUAUAGCAGCUGAUUAACAGUGAGCAUAACUGAAUCCUCCACAUAUAUAGAGAGAAACUGCUGUUAAAUUAUUAGUCGCAUUUACGUUUCAAUUUCAACUAUCUAUUUUUAUUGAUGAGCAAAGAGCUGCUUUCUCAUGUGACACCUCUAUGUCUAUGUGAUGUUGUGAUUGAUGGGGACAUGAUAAUCACUUUAAAAUGUGUUGGCUAGAUUAUUAAUGUUUGAAUUUGAAUUUUUCAUAUUUGAAAUAGAACAAGCCAUCUGUGCUCAGGCUGUCAGCUGUUCCUGUGGGUGAAUUUCAUAUUCUAGCAGAUGCUCCUGUUGUUUAUGAAAAUAUUAUGUCUUACUGGGAUUGUAUUUCGACAGGUACUUCAGGUCUGGGGCUCCUCCGGUAAUAAAUCCUCUCUACACCCGCUUCCCUCGGGAUACAGUUGUCCCAGGAUCCUUUGCAGUCACUCUUACCUGGACUCUUCCAAACCGUACAACAGGAGCGUUCAACGUAACCAGCCCGCUCCCUGGAGACUGGUUCCUAGCUGCGCAUUUACCCAAGGAUGAAGGCAAGAUCUCAGUCAAGGUGAGUCAGAAAUGAACGGCACGCUGCUGAAAUUUCAAUCUGUACAUGUUGUGAUUCUGUUUGUUCACAGCUGAGAUUUUAUUGUUUCAACACAGCGCUCCCAAGAGGGAAACUAACCAGAUGGUGUGGCCUUUUCACUAAUGUCAAUGUAGCUGUUAGAGGGCAGAUUCUGCAUUGGGUUGUGAAAUUACAUAUAUCUUUUGGCAAGAUCGUGGACUGCUCAGUAGGAGUGGUUUAACCAGUUUAACCAGACGCAUAUGAUCAUGGCUCUAUUUUCUACACCAUUGAGGUAGGAGAUGCCAUCUCUCAUCUAUGCUUGUUUAGUGGAACAUUGUCGCAUUACAGCAGUAGAUAUUAACUGGAACUAAAUCCCUGGCUAACGGUGGCUGGCUGUGCAACAAUUUAGACACAAUAUAUAAUUGGCAUUUCUGGCCUUGUUUCGCCCUACAUGAGAUUUUGGUGACAAUCUACUGUCACCAUCUGUAGAGGAUGCAUUGUUCUAAUAAAUCUAAUAGAUAUAAGAGAUAUUAAGAUAUUUCACUUAAAGAGUUAUCAAUAAUUCUUAGUUAUAUAGCACAAAAACACAUGAAGAUUUUUCCUCUAACAUUUUCAGAAUCAGAAUCAGAAUCAGUUCUCAUUACUGCUGUCUUUAUACACGUUAUAGGCUGUAAGAUAUAAAGGAAAUGCAGGAAAUAAGUAUGCAAAGUGUAUGAAUUGUACAAUUUAUGCAAAACAAAAUAUAUAACAUAAUGAUUAGAUAUGGAAAAAAGAAAUGUGAACAUUAAGUGAAAAUUUGCACACUUGGAUUAGUAAAGAUAAUGUUCAGUUUAGUUUUUAAUAUUGACAGUUUAACUUUUGCACGUACGAAAGUAUAGUUCACGUAUUUUGCAGGUGCAGUCUGUGCUAGGGCUGGGCGAUAUGGCCUCAAAUCAAUAUCAGGAUAUAUUGAGCAGUCAACCUCGAUAACCAUAAAUGGACGAUAACUACUCCACAAGCUGCUCACCCCCUCCCACCUCAACUUCGUCUACUUCAGCCGCUGCUACGACUUUUGAACCGUCCUCCAUCUCCUCACAUGUUUUUCCCUCUUUGUUAUGGACCGGAUGGGGUGGAGUCAUGUCUCCAACGUAGGACAGCGUCUUAAAGGGACAUAAGACCAUAGCGCUCUUAUUUAUUUGUUUUUUGACACCGAAUAUAUUGACAUGGGCAAAAUGACGUUGAUUAUUGUCCUAAGUUUUGGUAUUGGUAAAUUUUCGGUUUGUCGCCCAGCCCUAGUCUGUGCUAUCAUAUAAAUCCUUAAAAGAGAUCAGGAAUGCACAGAUUGUAAGAAUCAGUACUGAUACUAAUACCAAUGUUUGAAAUAACAAACAAAAAUGAAUCUGAUAGUUGAUUCCAAUAUUGAUGAACCUCUCUCUGUAGUCCCUCUUGUCUGUAUUUGAUUUAAUGCCAGUAGUCCUUCCUCUUUUAAGGCCUCUAGUCGUAAGAGGUGCACAGUCCUGAUCAUUCUCAGGGAUGGGGUAAUACACCCGUAAGACAUAUUUUUUUUAUGUUCCACCAUGACAACACACCACGUGUGUGAACACGGCAUCUGUUGCCUUUUAAUGUUUUGCCUGAGCGACUCUGUCCUCUUUGAAUCAGCAGGUAGGUGUUCCUGCUUGCCAACAUGACGUUGGUGAGACACAACAGAUAAACACUGGCUGCUGUCAUUGGCUCAGUGCUCAUUAUCUGUAUAGGUGGAUAUCAGUUAGUAGUGCCAAUAUCAGCCAUACUGGCUUUGAACUGAUUUAUACCUGCUGGUAGUCUGGUAGUACACAGUAAAAAAGAGAGGGGAUCACCAAUGUCUGUAGGAUUGGUUUUUUUAUGGCCGUACAGCUGAUGGUGCCUGAGCUGUGUUAGUCUGAACCAGAAACCGUGAACAGGCUCUCCAGCAUAAACAUGACUAGAGCGGGCGCUGCAUGUGGGAGAAUCUCAGCCAGCCUGAGCUGUUACAGCAGCAAAUGGGAGCUUUGAUCUCGGCUUUGUUAUACAUCAUUCUGGUAAAACGGAAUCUUAUUAAUGUGAAAGAGUUAUGUAAUGUAUCUUAAAUGAGAUCUACAUCCAACACAUUUUCUUCAUGGUUACUUAACUGCGAAAUGAUGUAAGUAUCUGCUGGGAUUAGUAUUCCAGCUUGUGCUGCAGAGCUCAAAGAGGCAGAACAGAGUCAGAGUCUUUUUGCCUUCAUCUCAUCACGUUUUCCUGUUUGGCCACAUAAACACCUGCUGAUUUCCAUUUCAGGCAAUUUGUAUGUUGCUGGCCUGGCGUUCUGUUGCGCUUCCUUUGUGAUUUCCUCUGGCAGGAAAAAAGGUGUAGCUGGAAUACACAACAAUCAGAAAUACCAUCAGAAGUUGCUGUCAAAAUUGCAUGUUUAAAAAAAAAAAAAAGGUUUGCUUUGGCAGCACUGGGGAUAGAAGCUCCUGUGGCUUAAAUGUGACCUGCCUCCAGCGUAACAUACCUAUUUCAAAUUAUGCUUUCUGAGGCAAUUCUCUGGCAACCAAGACGUGAUGUUUUUCAUCUCAGAGAGGGGACACAGGAAAGGAGGAACGCAAGCUAAACAAGGGGGAGUACAGACAGCAUUUACAGAAAUCCUAAGUCAAAUGCCGAACUAGGCAAGCAGGAUAUCGAGCCACCAAAAGCAAAGAAGCACUGAGCCGCAUACUUAUGUGACUUGCUAAAAUUUCCUUCAUUGCAAUUAAGAAAGACUGAAUCAUGUCACAGAAACAGAGAUAUCCCUUUAUAAACAUUUAUAGGCCAUAUUUCUAUCAGGCAUGACUUCCUGUGGACUUUUAAAAAAUCUUUAUAUAUAUACCUCAAUGUGAUUGUCUGGUAUAUAUUUUUAUUAUUACAGACUCGUUCACAAACUUUUGUCAAGUCAUUAAAACUCCUCUGUGAAACUUUCUGUUUAUGUUGAACCGAGCUGCACCAUCCCUUUAUCUCUUUGCUGAUUAGGUUUGUGUAAAAAAGUGUCAAAUGUAUUUGUCUUUGCAAAUAUCUGCUAUGAAAAAUGACUAUAAAGGUUGCUUCUUUGCCUGGCACCUACGCUGUGGUAACAGUUCCAGCCUUUGAAAACAAGCCCACAAAAAUAAUCUAUUUUGUCGCUGAUGGUCGUCUUGUUUUCUUUUGUUGCUCAGAUAAAGACACUGGUGUGGAUUUCAGUCUGUUUCAUUACCAGCUAAAAAGUCUCCACAGAGGCUUUGAGGAGACAAAAAGCAACCUUGGAUGGGGUGGGAAUUCUCUGAAACUUUUCAUUAGACGACAACACAUACUGGAUUGAUUACCAUUGAUCCAUUGGUUGUAUGUUGGGAGGGGGGCAGAGUCCUUCCACAGACAUAAUAUGAAUUCUCUGACCAGAAGAGAGCAGAAAGACCUCACGUUUGUUUGGCACUAACUGAGAGAAAUGUUCUCUGGACCAGCACCAGACAAUGAAAUCAGUGGAGUACCACAUAUUUUUGAGAAAGUCUUAAACCAUGAACGCUAAAGACCAUAAAGAUGAGGGCAAGACUAGAGCAUGUGUCACAAUGUGGAAGAAGCAGGUUGAAAGGAUCACAUUUUGGGUCUUAAUCUUAGCCAGUUUAUCUGUAAAAAAAUCUUAAAACGCAAGAAUCGUCAGGUUGUAUGAAACAACAGUGGUUAUAGAUAUGUCUACAACUUCAUUGGCAGCAGGCGAAGUUACUAUGCAUCACUUUUCUAACACUGAAAUGUAGUUUUGACCUGUUCUUAUAUAAUAAUUUCGUUAUUCAUAAAUGUACUUUAUAAAACCCUGAGGGGUUGAAACUCAACUUCUCUACUCUGACACUAAAUAACGCUACACACCCAUAGGCUCGAAUACACACGCAUGCACAUGCACAAACAGGACCCUAUGAGCAUGCAUUAAUGGAGAGAAGUCAGAGUGAGUGGACUGCAAACAGAUGGAAGAAGUUGAUGGUUCAUGACUUGCUCAAAGGCACCUUGGUAGUGCCCAGGAAGUCAACUGUAAUGUGUAAAUUAGCAUCAGUUCUCAUCAGAAACACAACAAUUAUGAAUCCUUUAACACAGAAUGAAUGAUUUUAAAUGUUCCCUCUUUAAAAUAAACUUAGUCACAUAAAACCAAACGCACUAAAUAGGCUCAGAAAAUACACAUGAGCAGGUUUGGAUCAGUGGGUAAAGCAAACUCUCAGUGUACUCACUGAGGCUGCAAACCUCGCUUCAGCGGUUGCUGGUUUGACUUUUAGCCUCGACCUUUUCGUCGAAGUUCAGCUGUCUCUCCUGCCUCUCUUCAGCUGUCCCAACUAAUAAAGGUGAAAAAGCCCAGAGUAACUUAAAAUACACAUUAAUCUAAUUCCAUUUUAUAUAAUCCUGCAAAUAUCAUAAAAUGAAGCUUUAAAGAAAAUAAAGUGGUAUUCAGGUUCGUCUCAUUAAAGUGUAAAUGGAAGUAUUGAAUAUACAACACACACUCAUUGUAGGAGUCCUAAUUACAGACUCAAAGAUGACUAAAGAGUUCAAUAACACUGAACAGGAGCUUUCACAGGUUGCGCUCAUUUCAGUGCUGUUGCAGUGGAUUGCAUUAGAUUGUUCAGGUAUAACUAAUAAAACAGAAACUUAUUGUACACCCCAGAGAUUUCCUGAAAAUUACAUUUUCUCAGAGCGUCAUUCAGUCUGAAAGAGCUAAAUAAAGCAAUUAGUCAGGGUUUCAAUGGGGAGUUUUAGUGCUCUGUAGCCUAAAUAGAUUUUCAGAGGCUUAAACAUCCUGCCAAGACUGAAAUUCUGGGGGAAGUAAAUUAAUGCCUAUAUCUUUCCUGGUAUAAAGAUUGUUAAAUUUAAAGCCACUGAACGUCAUCAAAAGCUGUCUGCAGUUAUAAUGUGAAAACAUUGGCCUUCGAAAUCCCAUACUGGCUGCACGUUAAUUAAAACCUAAUUUGCUCUACAUGACGCAUGUGCAGGUCCAACUGACAGGCUGUAAUAAAUCAAAGGGUCACCUCAGCAGCUCCCAGACUAAUGCCACAUGUCACAGUAAUUGUGCCUGGAGCAGGAUGGGUUGGGGACUGUUUGACAGAAAUGAAGGGGCUCAUUUGGCAUUCACACCUGUCCUUUUGAAUCAGGUGCAAAAGCCCCGGCUCCUUUUAAAACAAAUCCUACAGCAGAUCAUGCGCAGGAACAAUUCACGGCCUUCUGCCUCUCAGUCGGUCCUUCUCCUCGGCUCAUCUCACAGAGUAAUGCACAUCAAGCAUUAAUGGUUCAGAACAACACCAGUGAAAUAGUGGGUGCAUGUUACGCUGUGUGGCAGUCAGAGUGAGGACAGAGUGAUAUUAAUCCAGCAGGGCGACAGGCUUUAUGCACACAGCCCAUUAGGGAUUUUCAGCCAGUCUGCAUGAUAUCUAAUCUCCUCCUUACCGGCUUUUAAGAAAUAUUGCUGAGUUAACCACUAAAGUACCAUCUGAACCCCUGCUGUGUUAUCCAUGCAGGGUCUGUCCGAGGAAUGCCAGUAUCUGUUCCAGCCUCAGCUCAUCGUCCAGAGGCUGAUCGGGAUUUCGGUGCUUUAUCCUGGAUACUUCAUCGACCAGAUGAUCCCUGCCCAUAACAGAUCUGCACUUUAUAAGUAAGUGUGCCUGUGCUUUCAAAAUCCAAAUGUCAGGGUGGGUUGGCUUUGAAAUUACACUCUUUUUUUUUUUUGGUGAGAAAAAUAAACUUUAAUUUUUGCGCAAUCUACCUCCUCGCCCACUCACUGACCUCUUAAGAUAUGAUUUUGCCCAAGUCUUCUUCAUAAGCUAACCACAGAUUUUCAUUCUAAAAAGGAUGCAAUUUUUCAAGUGUGUGCUCCUGGUCUGUGCACCUUUAUUAACUUUCUUCUCUGAAAGUCACCACAGUACUAUGAGCAAAAGAAGUCUGAACUCUUCAAGGUCUCUGUUCUUUUGAUCACGUUCUUUUGAAACUCUCUUAUUCAAGAAAAAGGUAUUAUUUAGGUAUUAGUUUCUUUACAUCUAAAAUAAGUCCGGUGAUGAGUUUUUAGUCUCUGCUGCGUAUCUAUAUGUCUGUAUUUUAUUUAUUUAAAAUACAAGUUCAUGUGGAGUACCAGAAUUAAUAUUAAGGGCAGAGAAGAAGUGAGACCAUUAUAUUUAACGAUACUUCUACAUAUUAGUUAUGAAGCUACAGUAAUGGCUAAUAUCUACCUGCUUCAAAAACAGCAGAGUAGGAACUACAUUACAGUAAAAGUAGUUUAUACAUUCAGAAACAUAGGAUAAAAGCAAAGAUAUCCUUCUAGAGGACCAAUUAUUGGGCUUUUUAAUCCUGUUUUUAUACAAUAACCUUAAAUACACCUGAACUACAAUCCCCUGUAACUCUUUCAUGCUCUGUGUAGCCCAGGCUGCAAUUAUUACUGCUUCUAACACAUGUCUUUGUGUGUGUUUUUAUCUGUGUGUGUGCUUGUGCAGAGUGUUCAUCCCCAAUUAUAUAUCGAAGGUGAAGGUUCAGCUGGUAAACUGCAGCACCAGGAACAAGAGUAGUGAGAGUUGUCCCGUGGUGUUGAAGAUAAGAGCCCGGGCGCCUCCGGUGCAUAACUCAAGUGCCCUCGACUGCAGGGAGUGGAACCCUUGUGAAUUAGAUACCCUUGUACCUGCCUGGGAACAAUGGUACUACAUCCUGGUGGAGAGAUAUCUCAGUAACUCCAAUGUCUACUUCCGCAUCGGGGUGCAGGUCACAGGUGAGUUUGUUUCACAGGCAGAGUGUGAUGUGUAUCCACUCCAACACUUGUUCUUUUAACAAGUGUUGGAGUCAGUUUUCGCAGGCUGAAGAAUUAAAAGGGGCCAUUUUGAAAAACCAACAGAGAUUUGAUCCGAAAAAGAGGAAUGAACAAGAUGGUAACACUUUAUUUGACGCCUGUCUCUAUAACGCAUUAUAAAUAUAUUUAGAAUGUAUUAUAACACUCAUCAAUGAUCAUAAUUUAUAGCAAUAAUCAUAACACAUUAUAAAGCAUUUUAUCCUGACUUACAAGGUCAGGUGUAAUAAUGUGUUAUAACUGUUAACAACUCACUGACGAUGCCCACAUAGAUAAUGCAAUGCAACUGCUGUUAACACAUUAUAAUACCUGACCUUGUAAGUCAUGAUAAAAUGCUUUAAAAUGUGUUUAUGAUUAUUUCUAUAAAGCAUUAUGAUCAUUUAUGAGUGUUUAUAACGAUAGUCAUACAGUGUGAUACCGUGAUUAUAACGCAUUAUAAAUAUGUUUAUAAUGCGUUAUAGAGAUAGGCGUCAAAUAAAGUGUUACAAAAAAGACAAAAUCAAAACACCUUUGAAAUGUCAUAGAAUUGAUCUUACAGUGUUGGUCUGCUCGUGCAGACUGUGAUCUUCCAUUAUCUGUUGUUUAUUUCAGUCGUUUGCAAACCAAAUGAAUCCAAUCAAGCAUAUGUAACAUUCAAAUAGCAGCAUUGAAGUUACUAAAGAGUAAAUAAAACAAAGAGUAGCAGCAGCUGAAUCAAAGAGAAAAGAUAAAGUAAUCACACAGUGUUCAAUAUGGACUUUAUUUCACAUCGGCCACCAUUAGCUUCAGGUCACAAAGUAGAAAAAGUGAUGACAUCAAAGACCCUGAGGGAGGAAUACACAAAGCAUAAACAGCAGCUGCUGAUUGCACCAUGAAUUAUGCAAACAGAGUUCACAUCAGACACUUUUUUUAAAGGUGUCCCAUCAUAUGCAAGUGUAAAAAGUUUUGCAGUUUGGUGCAAUUUGCCUUGUUGUUGUAAUUAUCCAUAUGGCAAAGUAUGAAUCACUACAAUUACUGCAGCAGUGAUCAAUGAAGGUCUGAGCAUGGCAGCUCCUAUAAAUGUAUUUUAGUCACUGCCAACACUCAGGGGAUGUUUGGCUAUUAGCUGUGGUGUUUGUUAACAUGACCUUUUUCUUUUCUGGUCGAAAGGAGGAAAACUUGUGAAUGCUCUGCAACAUUAUGCUGUUUGCUUUGCUUGGAAGCACAGUCACAUUAGAAUUUCACCCUGUGCAGGUAAUUAUGUUGCUCCCAUUUGCCUCAUUUGUGCAGCUUUAGUGGGAAACUGUGCAGUCCUUUAGUUAAGCUGCUCCUCUGUGCAUUAAGAAAUAGGACAAUUUAUUUUAGGGAUGCCGAUAUGUUGAUAUUUUCAAACUCAUUUUGGCUGGUGCUGAUGCUGACCUAAGUACAUCAUUAGCCUGCAGAUGCCAGCACAUGGCGUCACGGCGCUGAAAGGCUGGUUAACUAGAGCACUGAUUUGGUGGUUUUCUUGUUAAGCUCCUUUAACUUUGACUGGUUUCUUCUUGUCUUUGUUGAAUGAUUGAAGUAGAAGCUGCAGGCAGCUUUUCACGCUGGUACCAGCCGUCUUUUGUUCUUACAUCCAGAAACUUCAGAUGCUGUUCAAAAUGACAGUUCUUGAGAUACUCAUGCAGUUUGGUAGAGUUACAGGAGGGAUACUUAGCUCUCCUUCCAAUCACCUGUGGUCCAAAAAAAUCACAGAUAUCUAGUUGAUCAUCUGUUUCUGACACGUUUAAGUACUUCCUUUUAACCUGCAUGUUGGUGUUGCUGCAGUCAACACGUGUGCACUAUCAGUGUGUCACCUUAUCAGCCAUGCAAAGCAGAAAUGUUCACGUCUGCUGAUACAUGUAAUUAACUCUUCGAGGUUUUAUCAGCUGAUGCAGAUAACAUUAUGCAUCUUUAAAUAAAGCCUGAUUGCAUUUAAUCAGGCUUUACCAGUUAUUAAGUCCUGAAAAUCACAUAAUCGCAAUAACUUUAUCCAUCAAUGCUGGGAAAAAGGAAAUACCUGUCCUCCCUUGCACAUUUUAUCUCUGAAAGUCUUCAAAUGAAAAGAAAAAAACAUGAUCAUAUGGAUAAUUAAUAGAUUUAUGUUAAAUCUAGUUUCAGCUGGCUUGAGUUAAGUGCUGCAUUUAAAGAGAUGUGUGUUAUUCAUGAGUCCUGUAAGAGUUUCACACUGUGAUGUGCAGCUGAUUUCUUAAAUAGGUGUAUUUUAUCAAUUUAUAAAACUAGAUAAAAUUGUUCAAUGAUUUAUGGGUUCUUGUUCUUUUCUCUUAUCACCACAGCCUGUUUGCGUCCAGCAUGGUCCAUAAUUUUGCUUCUUGCUGCUUUUGCUGUUGCAUUUAAAGGAUACCAGGGUGUUCAUAAUUGUUGUAAAUUCGGUGAAUUGUAAAUAAGUCCCCCAAAAAAAGCUGAAGUACAUCACUGCAAGAUAAGCAUAUCCAGUAUCCAAAAUUAUACAGGCCAAGUGUAAAAGGAUUUUGGCUUUCAAGUGGCACAGGUGCUCUCUAAGAAUGAGGUUUUCUCUAAAGCUAAAACCUCCAACUGUCUCCUGAAAGCGUCUCCAAGAUUCUCACGCUUCUCACCGUUAUGUGAGGCAGAAAUUGAAUUUUAGACAUGCGUUAGAUGAUAGAAGGGAGGCCACACACUGUCAGUCCAUUUAGAGGCUUGUUCAUAUAAAGAGAGCGGUGCCCAAACUGAGGCGAUGCGUUCAGGGCUCCUCAGAGGCUGCUGAUGCCACUCUUAAGUGCUGCAUGCUGUUUGGAGGUUGUGGAAAGCUGAAAUGUUUUUUAUGCCCACUCCACAGGGAAGGCUCACAAAUCUGCGGGAAGUCUACUCCCAUGUAGCGAGCCCCUCCCUCUGUCGGACACUAUACAGUGCACUUUGUCACCAUGGCAACUCAGACACUAAUUAUUCACACUCUCUUUCUACCUCCCUUGCCUGCCAGGCUGAUCUUACUUGACCUUUUGUGGAUUUAAAUUGAAGAACACCUCAGGUUCAGAGACCAUCUGGCGUCCUCACCUCUUCUUAUUGGCUCUUGUUAAUAUGAGCCGUCUCCGUGAUCUGGGCCUUUAUUUGAAUUUGGUCUAAUCUAAAGGUAUCACUGCGGCAGCCAGAGAAGAAGCGGGGAAACUAGGUUGCACUUUAUUAUUUAUUAUUGUUGUUUACAGUAUUUUCACAGCAGGUGUCUCGCUCUAAAUAGAUCAGUGGACAUCAAAAAGACUUAUGUGUCAUGGUAUAUGAAAGCAAAAGACAGAUAUCUCUCUCCUGUAUGUUAUGAAACGUAUAUUUUUUAGUCUUCACUGAUUUUAGACUUUUUUGUCUCUACCAAAGUUACUCUGCAGCGAGCCAGCUUUAUUUUGUGUUUCAGUAUUUUUAGGAGUGCUUCAGCUGUCUGAGCGGACAUCAAAAUACUUCAAACCCUUUCAGAGACAACACUAUGCAAACGAUGCCGAGCUAGAAAAGCCUUUGAAAUCCUUUCCCUUCGGGGAUUGGCGGUAUUUGAUGGUACUUUGCCAGUUGCCAUCAAUGACCAUUUUGCAGUGAGUUGCUUUGUACUGAGUGAAAGCACACUGUUUGCUAUUAUUGUGGAUCUUUGUCUCAUUAAAAAGCAGUGUACAGUGCUGAAACCUUGCUGUUUACACUGAGGGAGCCAGCCGAGGGGGAUCAUUUCAAACAUUUGCAGUAGACGCGGUUUCUAAUAAUGGAAGUAAAACAGCUGGUGUGAGUUGUUUGGUUCUACAGUAAUAGUUGAAUUUUUAAGCUAAUCUGCUACAACCCACCAAAAUGUAUUCACUUCUUUUUAAUAUAAUUUCCUUCUCCUCUGACUAGAUUGCUCAAAGUCCAAUCUGUCAAAGGACCAAGCCCAGCUCAGCUCAUCAAUGAACAUGCCCCAGUCAUUUGGCACGGCGAUGGGAUUCUCCCUCUCUGACACCAUGUCGAUGGCCCCCAUGCCCGGUCCGUCCCAGAAUGACAGUCACCUGCACACCUCAGAGGACAGCAUCGUGUACCUCCCUCCCACAGCUGACACCAAUAGAUGCUGGCCGAUCCGUCCGACUCUUCGCAAUGAGCUGGACACCUUCUCUGUACACUUCUACGUCUUCUUUGGUCCCAAUAUAUCGAUUCCACCGGACAGAGCUGCCGUGUUCGCCAUCAAUCUGAUGCCUGUUUUAGACAGCGGAGGAGUCCUUAACAUGGAACUCAAGCUCAACAUGGUGAGUUGCUCUAGGUACACACCACUUUUCUGAUACACAAUAGGCCAACUGAUCAGACAUUAUCAAAAUGAUCCCAUGUGACACAUAAAAGAAACAUGUGGGAUCAAAUCUCUGUUAAACAUUGCCAUUGUUUUGCAUUUUCCAAGUUGGGCUUUUUCAAUUUUACUGACCACCCUAAAGGAACUUUUAGUUUGUGUCCAUUUUGGCGCCCCCUGUGGAAAAGGGUCAGAUGUUCAACAGUCAAUAGUCAAAUGUGUUGUUUAUUGUGAGUAUUUUAUGUUGAAAUUGUAAAAUGCAGCAGACACCUACCCCCCUCGAAACACUUUCAGGCAUUACAAAUUAAACAAAAAAUCUUCAGUCUUGUUGCUGAUGGUCGUGUUUGGUUUUGGAUAUAAUGAAAAGGCAUCAACAUGAAUUUCAGUCUAUUCAAUUAAGGUAAAAAAAACUCCCCACAAGAGCUUUAAUUAAGUUUAUAUAAGCAGUGAUAGUGGGUGGCACAUUUACAGACGCAUAUACAACUAAACACACACACACACACACACACACACACACACACAGGAUAAGCUUUCUCACUCUACUGCCAUCUCACAAGAAAAUGUCACCAUCACCCUCUAUCAUCUUACUCCAUCAUCUCUGCAAUCUGGGGCAAAGAGCUGAAAAUUCUCUUCCCACCCACUCGUAUGUCUGAUCAAACUGAAGUCUUCUUACCUGCAAAAAAAGGUGCCCCUUAAAGAAGCGGGUGUGUGCGUCUGCACAUUUUAAAGCCUUGUGCACAAAGGAGUUCAUUUCAAAGCUUUGCUUUCCUUGUCAUGUAUAUGAGUAGUAGUUUUGUCAGAUGAAAAAUCCCAUCCUGUUUUAUUUAAACCGUCAAAACAUCACUCACUUUGACUCUUUGUUGAGAAGAAUGGUGACACGGGUUGUUGCAGCAGGGUGCUGGCAUUGACAUCAUUCAACACCUAUUUGGUAGCAGUGGUUGCAUGUGUUCAAAUGUACCACAUUGAAACUACUUAAACUAAAUUUGGAGGUCAUAAAGAGUCAUAAAAUCAAUUCCAGUCUUUGUCACAACCAGGUAAAAAGUCCCUAUGGAAAAUUUAAAUAAUCUGUUAAUACAUGUAUUAAAUAUCACAGGAAGGACCUAAUUAUAUCAUUUAUUUUGGUUUUUUAAAUUAUAAUGAGAUUGGGUUAUUGGGUGUCAGAUGAUAUGGGCAUGAAGUGUAAACAGUUGUAAGGUGGAUGUGCAUAUUUGAGUUUGGGACAUGACAAUGAUGAGAAAAUACGUAAAUUGUAAAAAGUUUCAGCUGAUCGGAGGUGCUACAGACCUAAAAAACCCGCUUAGAGCUUUGCAACUCUAAUUUUGUGACAUUAUCUCAUAAUUUCUGAAAAGUGUUUCUGCAGUUUUAGUGUUUUUUUUAGAGCAGUUAUUGAGUCAGACAUUAAAUAUUACAUUUUUUACAUGUAUAAAUUUGGUUUCAGAUUUUCGGCUCAGGCAAGAUUAUAGUAAAAGUCUUCACUGUGCUUGGGAAAAUAAAUGUUUGAGCGUUUCAAAUUGUGAAUUAGUAUGGAGGAGAGUGCUGUAAGUAAAUAUGCAAUAGUAAUCAAAAGGAAAGCUCUAGCUACAAAGGGUAAAUAAUUGGGCUCACAAAGUAUCAGUCUGAGCCGGCCUGCUUAAUACGGAUGUUUGUAUGGACAGUGGCUCUGCUGUGGGAGCUGGAAAAGUUCACAAUCAAACAGGCGGCAGUAUUUGGGCUUGUGACGUCUGUUUCUAAUUGAAAACAGGAGAAAUGCAGAAAUCAUCCAGGCAAGGUUUGAAACGUCUUUGUUAAGCUGUCCUUCAGAUUUUGAUGGCUUUAAUAUGCACCUGCAGCCGCGCAGGAGGUCUACAGGGAGCCAGAGAGUGAAGAGCUAAGAGCUGGCAGAUGGACUUUUAAAUGUUUCGCUCCUGAUAGAAAGCGAGCCCGCCAGUGUUGAAACAACCUCCGAAUGAAGAGUAAAAUUCGAACAAAUGUCUUUGAUUGUUCAGUUCAAAGGAAUAUCCUGACAUUUUUUGGAAAUCUGCUUUUUUCACUCUCUCUGUGGGAGUUGGAUUGAUAUCUGUUUCAUCUCUCUGCAUCUAGAAAACAUAUUGGUCAGGGAUAUUUUUAGCCUACAAAAAAAAAAAAAAAGGAGGAAAAAUAUUCUGCCUCCAACAAGCUUCAAAACAACGCCUGAGCAGACUUUGUGGUGGGAUUGUUUUGUUGACUUCAGUCUCAGAAGUUUGAAUUGACCUAUUUACAUUUUGUAUAAUGUUUGCCGCAACGUGUAUUUUAUAUAUAUUCAAAAUACCAACUGAGGUAUUCUUGUAAAUUGAGAUCCAGUGUGCAUGUCUGCUUGUGGAGAGGCUUUAUGCAGCCCUUUAGCUGCAGUCAGCCCACAGAUUUUAUGAGUGAUUAAUAAAACUCCAGCAAAUCUUAAUGCUUUUUUCACAGGUUACAAUGCACAUUAAGUUCCUGUUGAUUUAUUAAUCAGGAAAAACCAAAAACAAACUGGGGCCCACUUUCUAAAAUGAGAAUCUUGCCUUCCUCUUUAAUUAUAUACAUACAUAAAUGUUAUUUGACUAUCUGAGGAGAUUUUAUAGGAAAAGGAAAGAUAGUGUUGUCAGUUUCAUUGCUAUUAAAAAAUAUCUGUUAUUUGUUGCCUGACAUGUAAAAAAGAUUGGUUUGGAUCUGUAUUCAUGAAGCUUCUGUGCUGUUUCUACCUGUCAAGUCAGAUUGGGUCAAAAUCCCAAUUUGCCUCAGUGGGCUCUGUUGCCUGCAGACACCAAACCUGAGAGCCUUGUUUCAAAUAACCAAAGGCUCCCCAAGAAAGCAUUUAACCAGGGAAAAAAAACUAUCAAAACCCCAGAGGACUAACAAAGAAGGUACCCCUUUUCUGUUGAAGUGAGUACAGCAAGAGCAAAACAAGGUACUAAAGCUACUGAGGUGUGGAAAUACAAACUAUAGAAACAUGUAGCUGUUCCAGAUUUAAAAAGAGGAAAGGUCACACAAAACCAAGAAAGAAAAGUACAGCAAAGGCACAGAUUUAAGAAUCAAGCAGCAACUACUGGUGUUCAAAAAUGAAGCCAGUGUCGCAGCGUUGUAGUUGAGUCACCAAACCUUCAGUCUGAGUCAAGCACCCAGUGUUCAAGAGGAAGUUGAAGUCCAUCUCGUCGAGUACAAGUGGAACUCCUCUUUCCUCGCUUGAAAAGGUACAACAAAAACAAUAAAACACUCUAUUAGUGAACAGGUCUGAGUCCCUCUCCAUCCUCCGUGUCUGAAUGCAGUCAAUACCUGAGCCCAAAUCAACAGCAGCGCAACAGAGAAGAGCUUAAAUUUGCAAGUUUCUCAAUUUCCAACUUGAGGCGAGUCGGUCAAGAGGUCAAGAGUGUUGCCUGAAAAACAAAUUCAUUGGGUUGAGUUAAAGAUUGCAGGGCAUGCCUUAUUAGAAGCAAAACUGGGCUGUAUGAUUUUAUACAUCACGACAGAAUUUAGGUUAAACAUCAGCAAGUUGCUGUUUUAAAUUUGAUCUGCUGUCGUUGGGGAUGGGAAAAAUGUGUUUUUCAUUCGGAAAGAUAACAGUGAUAUUGGCCUUGUGAGGGCUAAUACUGAUACAAUCCUGAUCAUGUAAAAAAUGUUGUUAAUCAGUCUAAUUGAUCAGCUUAUCGGUCCACCUCUAGUUAGGAGUAAUGCCUUGUAGCUGUGAGGUUUUGACCUUGACUCUGCCCCCUUAAUGAGAUAAAAGGUAGCCGCCACUUUUGGGUUUAAUUACAUGUCAAGAGAAACCGAUGGGUAAUGAGACUGUGAUCAACCUUUAUAAGUCCAUGUUUGAGAGACAAACACACACAAAGAGGGAGAGUGGGAGAGAGGGAGCGGAUUAACAUGUAAUGUGUGUAGAGAAUAAGGGAGAAAAACUGGAGGUUGCAUCUCCUCAGGGAAGAUGAUCCAGAUCAACACCAGGAUAAGACUCCGACAUCCAGGAGAGAGAGAGGAAGGUCCCUGCUUUGAGACUCGGUGAUAAGCCGGGCUAAACACAUUUCUCAUCUCUCCUGAACACACACCGCUGAAAUUGAUAAUCAAUCUGCUCAUCUCAUCGCUGGAAGGAUAGUAAACAGCCUAAUUUCCCAAAAUGUCAAAGAGGAGAGCAAAUAUUUGACUCUUAAGGAAAUGGAAAUAAUUGACUAUAGUUAAUUUGAAGGUUUAUUGAUGGAUUGCUUGGUUGCUGUGGCAACACAACAGCUUAUCGGAGCCUCCAAAAUCACAGAAAGAUCCUCUCUUCAAACCUUUCUUUUUUUCCCAUAAUUUUCUCAUGUUUGAUUAGUAUAAUCGGUGCAUAUAGUUGGUAAUUUCACUUGAUGGAUCCUGCAUAUGUCACAGAAAGCAUAUUUUGAUGAAACUCGGUGCUUUGUGAUUGUCAUACAAGUGGCAAAAUGUAUUCUACUGAGAUUCUGUCAUAUUAUAUUAUUCUACGGACAGAUUUCUCCCCCCUCUGCGGUGAUCUGUCACUCGCUUGUCAAAGGAGCAGAAUCCAGUCAGCCGCUGCUGGUGUGGGACUGUGGCAGAUUUGCAGGGCUUUAGGAGACAAUAGCUGGAGCUGCUUGUCUGCCUCGCAUCACUCUGUGUGAAAGAUUGUGAAAGGAACUUGCAUGGCUUUUACCCGCACCGAUACCUCAGCUGGCUCUGGAUCACUUUAAUCGCUUUGGAUCCAGUUUUCUAAGUUUUCUGUAGGUAGGGCUCAUGCAGAGAGAGGCAGUGUAAGCUCUGUGAUGAGUGCUAGUCUGACACUGUAUCGGUGGCUGCCUUGUAAGCUUUUAUAUUUACACUUGUUUUACUUACUGUGAUUACAGACUGGUCUCACAUAGUGGCAUUUAAAUGACACUUUCCUAUCCAAAGUAAUUCUGUGUGUUUGCCAGCACAUUUUUCUACAUUUGUAAGUAUAAGUUCUGCAGCAUUAAGUCUCUUCCCACUGAGUUAAUCAUACACAGAGAUAAAUGGUUGUCUAUGUAACUUAACUUAUGAACGUAACAAUAACCAAGUGUUUACUUUGACCGUACUGAAGAAGAAGGUCACAUGACAAGUCCCACAUUGACAUCACCUCAUAAAAUGGCAUUUUUCUGAAUGCCAAAUAUUGCCAAAUAUUUAUACACAUUAUCAUACGAUCACAUUAGCUGAACUCUGUCCUCUAGUUUUGAUGGUACAGGUGAUUAAGUUUCUCUGGAAAAGCUUUCGUACAGCAGUGAAGGCUUUUCACUGACUGCUCACAAUCGCAUGGCCUGUUAGCAUAUGCCCCUAUAAAACCUCAUAGGCCACCCAACUGUAUGGUGACCAUAUUCCGGCUUCCCAAAAAGAGGACAUGACUACGCAGGGGAGGAGUCACAGAGUCAGAUGAAGUUAAUUAUGAGAGUUUUUUGGGUCGGAUCGAGUGUCUUUUACGUGCCUCUAAGUAAGUUCAUGUGACACAAAAUCGAAACUUACGUACAAAACCACGGAUAUUUGAAGGGCUUUAUAAACUUCCCUGGACAAAGCCGGACAGCCCAGACAGCCCCCCAAAAAGAGGACAUGUCCAAGUAAAAGAGGAUGUAUGGUAACCCUACCCAACUGCUAUUCCACUGACCACAGGGGGUGCCAAAAUUGACACAAACUUAAAGUUUGUUUAAAAAUGUAAAGAGAAAGAUGAUAAAUCAGAGUAAUUGACUAGCGGCGACUCUUCACUCUGAGGGGUUCAUUUAUUCAUGUUAGUUUUCUAUUUAUGACAGCAUCGCUUAUCUCCAUGUGGAUUAAAUAUUUGUCAGUCAAUAAAUAAAAAACAAAGGGUCUAAAAAUAGGAAUAAACAAUAUAGUACAUUGACUGAUCCCUCUGGUGUGUUCAGGAUUUCCUUAGGGUUCACCUAAGUAGACGUGCCCGGAAAACCUCAAAACGAAGGCACCCCUGAGGCAUCCUAAUCAGACACCUGAACCACCUCAGCUGGUUCCUUCCUGGUGUCUAAUCUCCUACUCACCCUGAGGAGGAAACUCAUUUGGACAGCUAGAAUUUGCCAACUUAUUCUUUCUAUCACCACCAAAAGCUCAUGCCCUGGGGUGGAGGUUGGUUUGUGGAUCAGCAGAUUAAUAGAAAGCUUUGCUUUUCAGCCCAGCGCCCUCUUUUCCGUACAACAACUCUCUUUAUUACUCGCUUUACUGCUGACGGUGCACCAAUCUGUCUGUUGAUCUCAUAUGCAUUUACAGGAAUUACUUAUUUAUUCAUGUUUCAUGUCACUUUGGGGCUCUAAUAUGAGAAACUUGUUAGUGUUCAUACUGACACUAAAACAGGACAGGAGACUUUAAUGUUUUUAUGUUUCCCUUCAGUGAGAAGCUUUAUGUUUGUGCAGAAGCAGAACUCAUAUCAUACCAUAAUACCAAUAACAGGCAAUAUAUCUAAACUAGAACUCAUCAUGGACUGGUUUAUUUUCAUCAGUUUGUGUGAACUGCUCCUGCCGGCCUACUCUGUGUUUUUGCAUUACUUGGCAUUGUGUCCUGCUGGCACAUGUAGUUGAUAUAACUCCAGGGGAUUCUAGCAAAGCACACAACAAAGACACCAAAGUUAUGUUUUAGUUUGCAGCAUUUCAUUCAAAGUUAAAGUAGAUUUCCUGUUGUGAUUGUUUUGAAAUUAUGUUUAAUUUUUUUACCACAAAAACACUCCACAAAAACACUUUUUCCACAUUCAAAACCAGGACGAGAACUUAAAAAUGAGCUAUUGUUCUGCUUUCGAAGAGAUGUUUAUCCUGAUAUUUGUCUGCUGUUGUUUGUUCCAGUUGGUAACCUUGAGCAUCGUUUGCCGGAAGAUCGCUCCCCUGAUUGAUGAAUGCCUCUGCCACUCACGUUUCACAAUCAUGACUAACAGCUGCAUAAUGGAUCAGGCACAUAAAUCACAAUAUUAAACGUGAUUAAUGCGGCAGUAUUCACAACAUUGUAACAAAGUGCUCUCUGAGUAAAAGCAAUAAAUUAGAAUCCAAACAAAAUUAACAUUAAAAUUUCAGACGUUAAUUUAAAAUGGGGCCACAAUACGACAGGAGAGCGGUGGAAGAAUGAAAUUAACAACAAUGGCCUGACAACAGUGAGGUACUAAAAGCAGGUUAAUGGACGGCAAAGAUGCAAAGUGCAGAGGACCGGUCAGAGAGAAUUACAUGAGAGCAGGAAGACGGAUUGCAAUGAGAAACUUAUCAGUAAGAUCUUAAUUUCACCUCCACACACACUGAGUAAAGAGAUUUCCUGUUAUCUUCAGCACACGCACAGUUCAGUGAUAAAAGUGAGAAGGUUUGGACACAUCGCAAAAUAAUGAUUUUCAUCUUGAGAGCAUCUUAAAUCCUCAAUUUGUGGUUUCCUGCUGGGGCAAAGUGGUGAUUGACACCUUGCAUGUGGGCAUAGAUAAAGACAGAGAAUGAAGGCUGAGGCUGAAGGCGUUUAUUGAUACAGUAUUGAGUCUUUGAGCUAGAUCAUUAAAUAGUGUUUAAGGAUAAGGGAAAAAACUCUGAAGCCUGGCAGACACGAUAAGAUUUUUAAAAUCUUAACCAGAGAGCUCACACUUGACCUCUUUUGUUCCAGGAGUGUGUGGCAUGCAGCGGUGUGAUAGUACACUACACAUGUGAAGACUCUCUUCAGGGUCCUGAACUAGAAACCUUGUAAAAGCUCUUGCAGUUAACACAUUGGACUAUGAAAACUAACCAUGACAAUUUCUUUUCAAUGCCUCCCCUUCAUUUCAGAAUCAGUAUUUUUUUACCGAAUACACUGUGCAAACACUCGUGUUGUUGCCAUGUAUCAACAUGUGGGUUGAAUAAAACCGAAGUCCAUCUAAGUUUAUGCUUUGAGUCCACUUUUAUUGCCAUGGCUUCAUUUGUUGUGCUUCCCUCUUCUGAUUGGCUGUUGUGUCAUUCCACAUGAGAAUAGACAAGAAAUCAUGCUCAGGCGUCCUCGGGAUUCCUCCCACACAUAAAUAAUGUUUUGCUUAAUGUUGUCCACAAACUCCCUCUAUUUAUUACUUACUCCAAAAAACUCCAAAACUGGCAAACGGACUAUUUUGUUAUUGUAAGUAAGUACUCUCAUUGGUCAUCUCCUCUGACAUUAUACAGGCUGUAGUAGGAGCUACACAGCAGUAAAGAAAUGCUAGCUGCUGCCUCUUCAGCUCCUGUUGUUUUAUAGUGGAAGUAAACCAAUGUAAAUAACCUUUUGCACCCUUAACUACUCACACAGCAUUUACAUAUGCUUAUUUUUGGCACAGUAUUAAUUAAUCGAUUUUCCUCAAAAUGACAUUUAUCGCCGAUGCUGCUUUACUGAGAAAGCUCUAUGCCAAUUACCACCACCCACUGUAGGUGUGUGUUAUAUUAAGUUGCACAAACAGCCAGAUUUUACGUGUUGCACACAGAUGCUCAUUAAAAGUGGCACAUUUAAGUUUUAAGCAAGUAAGUACCAAUCAAGAUUUCAUGACAAAACACUAUUUUGUUUGCAAAAUGAGCCUCAUGACAAGUGUGACUGCUUUGUCCACCGUGAGUGGAAAAAAACAACAACUGUGAGUUCCUUACUAAAGCUUUCACAUCAUUUUGCUAUAUACAGUAUACUUUUGCUUUUGUGCACCUUUAUGCAGAUACAUUAUGGUAUAUAUGUUGCAGUUGCUUGUCUCCAACCAUUAGAAUAAUGUUAAUCCAUUAAUUCGUUGUGUAGAAGGGAGCAAAAGGGAUUUUUUGAAAGGCAUCCUGUCAAAUCCUCCUUAAUAAGUUGCACAUAAUUUGAACGACAAAGCCUCAAGUUUUGAUCUGUGUAAACCAUUUCAAGAUCCCAAUGUUCCUGCUGCGGUUAAUCUCAUUUUGGGGGAUUUUUGGGUGGAUUGGUGUAAAACUGUUCCCAGGCUACAUCCAUUGUGCUGAUUUCAUGAGAGAAAUCAUAUAAAAUCAUAUUCUUCACACUUUUAUUUAUUCCCCUAGCAUAUCAGCUAAAGUGAGAAAAGGCAUUUUUAUUUAUUCUUGUUGGUAUAUUGAUAUUUUUGGCUGUAUCCCUCGCUCUGUGCCUCCUCAUGCACGAUGAUCUUAUCAUAUAAGAUUUUCUGUGCUCUAGGAGGAAAAAGUAAUGAGUUUCUGAAGCACGGUAAAAUAAAAUAUAUUUCCAGAUUUUAUUUCUUUGUUUUUUUGGCUCAGUUUUCAAAAAGAUGGCAGCCAAUUACACCGAGUGGAAAACACAAUAAAGUCCUAAAAAGAGGUCUUGAGUCACUUUGUUGAGCUGUAACUGGGCCAGGAGGAGGGACAGUGACUUUGAGGGAAUUUAUUUCCUCCUGUCUCAUCACGCAGUACUCACUCAGGCGUACAGGCUUUAUAUGACAGUAUCGAAGAAACAUCAAUAACAAUACAGCUGCUGUGAAUGUCGGGGCUGGAGUAUUUGCAUGAACAGAUCAUGGCACAGUGAUCCACAAAGUAGGGCAAUAAGACAUUAAUAAAACAACUCCUAUGUACAAAGUAAUAAUAGAAUUGUCUCUUGAGCUAGAUAACUGACCUGAAUCAACCUCUUCAGAUCUUUUUUGGGGCCUUUUGCCUUUAUUGAUUAAACAGUUUGACAGAGAAUGAGACCAAAAAUGUAAGGAGAGAAAUGACAUGCACUUAAUCAUGCUGGAUCCAGGACUUUAACCUCUGUAUAGUGGGCGUAAUCAAACUGUAAAGCCAGGGACAUCUGACCUAAAUCAGCUGUAACAGUAUGUGAAGCUCUGGAUGAAAACUGCACAUGCAUGAAUGCGUAUCUUUAAUCUUAAGAAGACAAUAAACUACUAAACAUUAUUGGUCAGCCAAUGUUUUGCAUUUCACAAAAUACAACCAUUUAAAAAAACAACAACUAACUAACAAAAACAAAAUUAUGAAAGUGAAUGAUAUUUUUUUCCUCAUUAAAUAUUGCUACAAGGGAGUUUGGGAUUUGUGUCCAGCUUUCUGAAAUUUUUAAGACAGAAAAAUACUCUGAGGUAAAUGAUGAGGUUUCCAUGCUGUUCACAUUAAAAUCUAAAAUGCAUACUUCUCUGUGAUAGUUACGUAUUCUGGAUAAAUUUUAAUGAAUCGUUGAAAUGGAAAUUGUGACUUUUACCUGACCUUAGGCAUUUUAGAAAUAUCUAAAUCUGGAGGGCAUUUUUAAAAGUUACCAUUUAGGUUGGCUAAAACGCUGUUUCUGUUAUCGUGAGAAAACGAUCUUUGUUAUGUCGAGAUAACACAAAUAGUUAUUUGAGAAAAGGAACUUUGUUAUAUUGAGAUAACAAGAUAAGUUGUUACACAAGAUAGCAGUGCAUAAAAAAAGAAAAAUCCAUGGCUGUACUUGGUUCCCGUUCCUUUCAGUGGUAAAUAAGUGACUUUCUUUAAUGAUAACGCCCUGAUAGAAUAAAAAUGAUACUGUAUUCUGAAACUUAUUGAUGUGUUUUCAAAAAUUUCAGACUAUUGAAGUUUUAAAGAGUAAAAAGUUUAAUGUAUGUGGUGCAGAUGUCAAAUUGUGAUCCCAGAAUCAAUCAAUAUAACUGUGAUUUUAAUUUUCGCCAUGUAGAAGCAGCCCUUCAACUCCUGCACCACUCUCACUAUCACAUGGCAAACCAACUCCUCAUUUGGUAGACUAUCCAAGCUGCAAGGUCUUUGAGUCGCCAACCAGAACCAGAGGACUGGCACAGGAAGAGUUUCUCUUUCCCUGACACUGCUUUUUAACUUUAUGACUGAUUUGCCCUUCUCGUAAUCGCUCCAGAAGUGUUUCUCACUCAGUCUUCAAGUGAGAAUCAGGAUGGAAAGUGUGGAGGCGGUUUGAGGGAGGGGACUAUGUCUUUAAAUGCCAGUGGGCGUGAUUGAGUCUUACUACCGAGAGACUACCAGACCAGAUGGUGAGUUUAGGAAGCCUGAAAUCUCAGCACCUGGCAAAGUGCUUGUCGAGUCACUGCAUUAAUCAACAACUUUGCCAACUUUCUACAUAUACAUUAUGUUUAUUCUGUGCUGGAGGGGUUGAAGAAGUGUUAUUUCUUCAAGAAAUAAUUGCCUAAAGCUAUCACUGUACCAAGCACAUUACCCUUUGGACAUGAUGCAAAUGACCACAGUGUGCUACAUUGUGUUCUGCAAAGCUGUUGUUUGAAACAGAAUGGCUUUUACUGUGUUUGACUGGCAGUUCCAGGUAACUUAAUUGGACACCUUUUGCAAUAGUUGUGGAAAAAAACUCUGCCGUGCUUCCUCUUCAAUCCCAGAAAACACAGACACUCUGAAUAAAUUAGUGGAAGUUUGGAAAGUGUCAAAUUUGAUGCCCGAGUGCACACUGAUGCUUUCUGAACAUUGGCAGUCAUUUUUGGCUCCUAUUUGUACUCCUGUUUUUCUUUUACUGAUACACCAAAUUGGACUGUAGUGCUCUCCUUUCACCCCUCUGCAGAAUGAGCUAAUUUGUAUAAGCAUAUGCAGCUCCGAGCGCUUGAAUAAUUCGCCAGGAUUUUUUUAAAUGUAUGAGAGUGUUAAUGUAUAAUUGAUGCUUUAAGGAGAUAAACUGCCAACAUCUUCAUUAGGUGCCCGAGGCAGACAGGGGGGAGAGCAGUUUCAUUUGAUUUGUUAGUUUUGAGGUUUACUACCUCAAAGCUGAGGGGGAAUAUGAGUCGCGGUAAUCAUGGACGGUGUUAGCUCUGCGGUAUGAUGGCAGCAGAUGGUCGAUGGCUGGAUAAAUGAAUGACAUUUGCUUGUGUUUUCUCCUGUAGUCUACGCUGAGAGGAGCUAAUGUCACAGUGUUCGGCUGCCUGAACCACGGGAUGCCUCUUUUCUUACGGGAGAACUCAUCACUGAAAUGUGAAUCAGGUAACUCAACUCUUAGAAAUACACCAGUUUAACAUUCCUGGCUCCUUAGAUUGUUCUCGAAGAAAAGUGCAAGCACUCGAAGGUGCCUUUUCUGUAACGUUAUCUUCACUUUUUGACAACAUAAACCCAUUUUUAGCUCUUCUAACUUCAAGAACCUUGACUAUACUACAAAACUGGCUCCAAAUGUUUGCUUAAACUUCAUCUCACACCCCAACUGACAAAAUCUUUAAGUCUAAUAACUUGAACCUGCACAGAUUUCUUUCAAGACAUCCUUACACAACUGACAGAUUAAGGUCAACAGUUUUUUUUACUACAUGCCGCUGAAAAAUCCCCUUCAGCUGUCAGACUUCCACAGAAUCUAUAACAACUUUUAAACACUUUGAUACUUCAACCUUACCUUUUCUUUUACACCUUAAAUGACACUUCAAAUUAUUUCAGCCCUGCUGUUUGAACUGCUGUGAACUUUUGUCUGUGUUUGUUCUUCAACCGAAACAGUUUCACUUUUUCAAAAACUUUCCAACAAAAAUUUACACUAGAAAAUUUAUUGUAAUAGCUUAGGUUUUCCAGUUCAUGCUUCUGCCUUUGCAUCAAAAAGCUCUUCCAAUUUUAAGUGUCUGUUCCACCUAUUGACUCUAUAAAAUUAUGGAUAACAGCUCGUUAAAAUGAAGCCAAGACUCUUUGAGUGCCCCUUAGAGGCUGGCAGCCGUACAUAUCCUAAUCACAGCUUUCUUUAUGAUAACAGAUGACGUGGGUCAAAUAGGAAAGAUGAAGGAAAAAAUGGCACCACUGAUGUAUCAUUGUUGCUUUCUAUUGCAGAGUCAGUGGCUGGGUUUUUCCUAACCGUGAACACCUCUGCUAACAUCACCAAACUGAGGAUCCCCUACCCACAAACAGGCACCUGGUACCUCAGUCUGCGCUCUCUGUGUGCCACAGAACACGGGUAAGAGAUGCUUUUUGUGUUUCUGAAGGUUUCUUAAACCCUCACAUUUUGCACCACUCUUGAACUUUAACUGGUUUAAUUAUUUUUUCAUUGCUGUCUCUCGUAAAAAAUAAUGGUUCCAGUUGUACUUGGAAGUCAGAAUUUCUGAGCUCCGACUCUGAAAUUUCAAGCACAAGGAUAACUUUCAUAGAUGUAGCCAUCUUGUUUCCGUUUUUUGGAUGUUGGCUACUUUUUUCUGACUUUGUGACUGAAACGCUGAUAACUUGGGUGUGACGUCAUUCCCAGCUCUGACGUCUUACUUCUGAGGUUACUGGAACGCACCAUUAGUCACAAGAUUUGAGUUGUACUGAAUUUAGAUUUUUUUUGCCACCUUUAGACUGAACAGGAUGAUAGAUGGUAUAACUGAUCGAACAUAUUGGUUUGUGAAGAGAGCUUUUGAAGUGCAGGGAUGGUGGGCGCAAUACUGGAAAUGCCACCCUGACUCAUGACUCAAGCUGGAUAUUGGCAAAGAGGUGGAGCUGAUAUGGGUUUUGGAGCCUCCUAGGAGACAGCUACAAAGCACCCCUGUUAGUCAUAUCAGCCACACCCCUAAUUAGCCAAAUCGAUGCACAACUUUAGUAUUUGUACAUGCACAAGUGUGCAUGAAUAACUAAAUGAAUCACUCUGACCAAAAUUGUUUUUUGCACUGGCCUGUAAAUGUUUGAUUUUGCUGUAAAAAUGGAAAUUUAAUGGGAGUGUUAAUGGGAUGUCCUUGGACCUGCAGUUUUUUGCGCCUAACUGGCUUCAUUUCCCAACACCAGAGUUUGCUGCUUGAGCCAGACUGGCUGUCUCCCUGUGUCCAGCUCCUCUGCUAAUCCAAUACAGCCAGCUUUUGGAGUUUGCCUGAUAUUUAGCAUGCAGACAACAAAGCCACAGAGAUCUGCUCAUGUAGUGCUCAUCAAGAAAAAUAAUUAGUUUAGCUCCAAAACUCUUGAACCAUUUCAUAAAUCAGGGGGUCACGGAUGUAAAUUUUUCAAGAAGUGACCGAAACAUCAUUUACAAGCAGAAAUCCACUAAAACCAACUGAAUGAAUGUUGCUCAUAAAUUUUUGACAGUCUCAUAAUCAAGUCUUUGGCUCGGUCCCAGUGCCCCAGAGCAACCUCUCAGAGUCAAUAUUUGCUGUCAAUUAUAGCGAGACAAUUGCAAAAUGGGACAUUCAAUAUUUUUCUAAAAAAGUCCUCAAUGUAUAACAAUCCCUAGUUUGUUUACCAAAAUUAAUAAUUUAGUGCUGCAGUGAAGGCUCUCUGUUUAAACAGAGCAGUCUCCCUCAUCCAGACACAUCCCCUCCCAUCUGUCAGCCACCAGAUUAAUUUAGAAUUGGCUUCAUAAAUGUGUUUCUGGUUCACACCUAGCAUAUGACAUGGGAGGGGGAUAGAUUUUGGGGUUUAGGGAGCAGAUUUUGCACAUCUUACAUUUGCAUAUUAUAAAAUGUUGAUAAAAGCAUUCAAUUAAGCCCAAUAUGAAAUAGGACAAAGCCUGUAGAGUUAAAAAUCUAGCCUACAUACUGCAUAUAUUUUACUUGGUGCUCAGAAUUUGUUUGGAUGAGUAUAAUGCAUCAUCUUAAACGUCACAAACAGAAGUUUUAUUUUGAGAAAACCUUCUUUUGGCUCCAUUUUGUACUGGUUUUAACAGCUUGUACAAGAAGGAAGUCAUCGUAAAACAGGUUGGGACUGUUAUUUUUCAUUUAUUCUCAUGUGUGAGAAUUUAUCCUCUUUUAUUUCCAGCCAGCAGAUACACCAUCCUUAUCUAAGCUUUGUUAAGAGUCAUAGUGAGAAAUGUAUCAGGGGGAGAAGACAUGCCCAUUAAGUUGUCCAACGCAAUGCUUAUCUCAAAAUUUUCAUGAGCUAUUCAGCAGAUUGAGCUGUUUGCAGAAUCCCUAAUCACACCAAAAUGUGAACAGAAUGAAAUUAAGCAGAUUUUUUUCCCCAGACCUCAUGGGAAUCCCAAUUGAAUUGGAAUAACAAAUAAUAACAGAUGGUGUGGGACACAGUCUCAUCCUCACAUGAGAGCAUUGCUGAGGUAGGAAAAUAUGGAAAACACAGACAUGGCUAUGUGUCAGAUUCUCUCACAUUUCACAUGUGUUAAAUCAAUCAGGUCUUGUUUGACGAGAAAAAAAGGUAGCGUGUGUGAAAGGUACUCUUCAAGGCGUCAAUUAAGGAGACUGCUGUAAUUCAGAAAUAAAGAAGCAUACAGCUGUGAAAAUUAGAAUAAAAGCUCUGGAGGGAAAAGUUGAAGAAAGAUAUUUGUUAGCUCCUGGAGUUUCAUUCUUUGUGUGUGGCAUGGCACACACAAAAAAAGAUAUAGUUUCAGCACAGUUAUGUAAGAUUUUCUGCUGUUAUACCACGUGGUGCCAAAUAAAUCAUGUGAAAGAACAUUUGCAGGUGCUAUUUCUUCAUCUACAUUGACAAAAAGGUUAAACACAAGGAGAUGUGAAAAUGGCAGGUUAUAAAUUUAGCUCUGUCAUAUUAGAUUUAGGGUUUUGCAUAAAUAUGCAUUAUUAGGAGCAUGGGGAGUUUACUGAUAGGGGGGCGCACUGCAACUUUUUGCCUCAGCUCUGCCACUUUGUCUAUUUCUGGGUAGAAUCAAAGUUUAGUUCAGUCAGCAUCUAAAUAAUCUACCGCUUCAGAAAACAAUCUAAGAAGUCACUAAGACUACUUUCACGUGUUAAACAUUGUCUGUUUGACCAAAGUUCUGCAUCUGAACUGCAGCCUUGAAUGGCCAUCUUGGAAAACAAUGCUUCUAUUGUAGCUUUAACAACUAUGUACAGAAAAAAUAAGUCGGCAAACCAGCAAAUUUCUAAAUGCAUCCUUCUUAAAAUGUGGUUCUACAGUGAUGCUCGUUCAAUCCAGUGUUCUGUCUGUGUUUGACUUUUCCAGAUUUGAAGCCUGCAUCAAUAUCACUGCAGAGGUGUACAUGCGUGCAUACCUGACUCCAUGCAUUAAUGACUGUGGGACCUAUGGACAGUGCAAGCUUCUGCGCACUAAUAACUACCUUUAUGCUGCAUGUGAAUGCAAAGCAGGUAACUGUUCAAUUUAAGGUCUGUCAAUUUUUCAUCUUCAUUAGUUGAUUUGUGUUUGUACACACAGUAAUAGUGGAUUUAUUCUAGAUUGGGUGAUCUAAAUGUGUCUUCUGUAACUGCAUUUUACUUUGAAAUUAUACUCAGAUUCAAAAUACUGCUCAUGGAAGCUAGCAACUCACAAACAAGACAAGCUGUUUGUUCAAACUGGAGACAUAAUUGGAUAAAUAGGGUUUAUACACAACAAAGCCUUAAUUAUUAAUAAGCGAUUAAUAAUUACUAAAAGUGUGACAAUGAAUUAAUAAUUGGAAGUGACUUUGAGCAGUCAAAAGCUUUUGCAUGCAAGAUAAGAUUAAAGUUUCUGAGAGGAAAUUGGGUCAUUACUGCUGCUAAGAAUUUCUAAUUUGUCCAAAAAUAAGCACAGGGGCAUAAAAAAUGCAAGAGAGCAAGGUGAGAGAGCAGGUUCUCCUCCAGACCUGAGCUGUCAGUGUCAUUUUUAAAGUGUAUGUAUAGAAGCUCAAUGAAUCCUACAGCAGCCUUGUAUUAAUCCUCUAAUAGAAGCCAUUUGGAUAAGACAAUAAACCGCCUCUUAAUUACCAACAGCUUUUCAUAAAAGAUGAGCUUAUGGAACUAAACAAAGCUCAUCCUCUGAGGCUUUUUUUAAUCCUGACUUUGAUCUACUUUUAUCAGAGCCGCUUUCUCUUCACUCAAAUCCAUUGUCAUACUUCAUAUGUGUGACUUCAUCCUGGCAGGCACUUUGCAUUCAGUGUUUGCCCUUGGCCCGUCUCACACUGCAAACCUGCUGUAUUACAGUGCUCGCGAAUACCUAAUGCACCCUGUCUCAUCCAAUGAAGCACUUGAUAAGGAUCCAAUUCAAGUGGAGAAACAGGGAUGUCUUAACAGAGGAUGGAGUUCACACCAGCAGGCUUUAUUGAGCAGGAUAAACAACUUCACAAAGAUCUGUUUUUGGUUAUUUUUCACAGUGAAAUGUGUGUUUACAAGAAAAGACUCGCAAAGCAUUCAUCUUGUCCAGAGAUAAAUAUUUAAUCCAUUUUAAGACAUAUUGUAAAUUCAAAAAGGCUGAACUUUUGAAAAAGCCUGAUUCAUCUGACUUAGAGAUGCUUUUAUCCACUCAGUCACAAGGUUUUAAAGAGCUUCUGAAAGUUUGUUUGGAGUUUAUGAGAGAUGGACUCUCAAAGUUUCCUCCAACCUAUACAGCCUGCAAACACAGAGACAGAGGCUUUCUCUCAGAUGUCGGCCUUCUUAGAGUCCAUUACUGACUGUGCAAAUAUGUGUGUGUGUUUGUGUGUGUUAGGCUGGGAUGGCUGGGGAUGCACAGACAACUCAGAGGCCUACUCCUACAGCUUCCAGCUCCUGUCCACCCUGCUGCUCUGUCUCAGUAACCUUAUGUUCGUUCCUCCUGUGGCCAUCGCUAUUCGGAGCCACUACCUGCUGGAGGCGUCCGUCUACAUCUUCACCAUGUUCUUCUCCACUGUGAGUGACAGACACACAAACAGAGAGAUGCAUGUUUCUCUAAAAAGGAGUUGACCUAUAAAGUAUUUUUGGUUCUCACACCAGCACAAACAAACAGCUGCAGCACGGCUUCAUGUGGAGCUUAGCUAAACUGAUAUUUCAUUUACUGACAGAUGCUGAUGUUUAAAGCUGAUGGUUUUAUUAACAUUACAAGUUUAAGAAAAGAACUUGUGCAAAUGCUCUCAAGCACCCUCAUCCUUGUGAGUAUGCAGGGAGUGACAGGGUGCAUGAUCCUGCCUCUUUAAUAGGCUGAUUAGGCACAUAAAGGUGCAUAUUGUGCUAACAAUGCCAAGGAACAUAAAGCAACCAAGCCAGUGUGGGUGCAAACAUCACACAAUUGAGUAUUUAGAGGGAAAUGGUUUUGUAAAUGUGAAAUUAGGAGGAGGAAGGAAACGCACUCUGUUGUAACAAGCCUGUACAGCUGCAGUCAGUCUGACUUCAGAAGAAUAGCAGCUCCCUCAUUCAUGUGAAAGUGGGGCAGCCUGUCGGUGCAGCGAGGUUGCCAGCUGAGGAAAACUCAGCAAAACAACACAGGGUCAUCCAGCGAAAAAAAAAAGAAAAAAAAAAUCUGGCUCAACUUUCACUGAAAGCUGCCAGGAUGCAGUGUUUGCCAGAAAAAUACAUCCAAACACACAUACCUUUAUAGAUCGCUGCACAGCUGUACUGUGGAUCUGUAUUCCUGGCAGAAGAACACGUAUUUCUAUUGUUUAUCUGAUGGUUUUUAUCACUGCAGAUAAAACUGUUGCAGAUAGUUGUAACAAACCGUGUGUAGUAUUUUUAGUGACUGAAAAACCUUCAAAGGCAGAAAUCUGUUCCACUGACGGUAAUCCAGACAUCUAAUAUUUGUCUUUUGGUUGAAGAUAAUAGGUGGGGGAAAUGAUUUAACUGUCAUUUUGCUAUAAAAACAUCAAUUUAAGAAAAGUAAGAGAAGAUACAAAGAUGUGCAAACAUUAAUAUCACUCCAAAAAGAUAUUUUUGGCCAUUUCAAAUAGUUCCUUGGGCUAUUGUGUUGCCAGUCGAUAGAGCAGCCAGGAGAUUUCAGAAGGAGAGUUAGGGAGGAAUGACCUGUAACAAGAGGGUGAGAUGAAGACCUUGUGUUGCAUCUAUGAGCCAAACCAACUCCCUUACUGAAUUAAACUAAACCAGAAAUAAAUAUGACUUUGUCUUUUAUCAGUUGGACCUGGUCUUGUCUAAGCCUUGCCUUUCUCCUCCCCUCUUCCAGUUCUACCAUGCAUGUGACCAGCCGGGUAUUGUGGUCUUCUGCAUCAUGGAGUACGAUGUUCUGCAAUUCUGUGACUUCCUCGGCUCUCUCAUGUCAGUGUGGGUCACUGUCAUCGCUAUGGCCAGACUUAAAUCCAUCAUCAAACAGGUUCGAACCAUCUUUAAUAUGCUUCUAAUUGUCCCAGGAAAUGAAAAUCUCAUUGCAUUUAUGUUUUAAAGCUGGAAGUUGAGAGUGCUGAAUAAUAUUCCUGUGGAUUAGGUUAAGACAGAGCAUGGGGGCCUGGAGCUACUCUUGCAAAGCUGUGAACAUGUCAGUAUAUGUAAAAAUAAACUUCUCUUAACACAUUGUUAUACAUGACACAACCUGAAUGCACCAUCUGAUGCAGCUUAAUAAUUAGUGUGCUGGAAGUCUGACUGUCAGAGCACUAAUUGAGCUCCAUAUCUGUUCCCUACCGCUCAAGUCCCUCUGUGUGGAUAAAGCUGCACAUAAACAGAUACAUUUUUUAUCAUAAGGAUAGGAGCGUGCAAGAAAAACAUGGCUUUGAUUUAAGCUGCAAAAUAAUGUACGGGUGCCAUGCAUCCACAGUCAGCAUCAACCCAUCUUAUGGAGCACAGGAUUUAUGACCCGUGCACUCAUGAUGCCCCUGCUAGCUGUCAGCCACCCUCAGAUAAAUUGGUAACACCUCAGCGGAGAUUGUGACAAUAUGACAUGAAUAAUUUUGUAGUGAACAGAAAUGGCGUGUAACAGAUACAAGUUUUGUGUUGAACAAGCCGGCUUUAGCAGUCAGGCAGGGUAUUUUAAGAUACUUUUGAUAAGCACACUUAUUGUUGAGUUAUUGUCAAGUGUUGAGCAUUUUUUCUUAUGUCUUGUAAGCCUAAUGUGGCACACUGCAGCAGUGUCAGUUUAUGGUUCAAAAUCAUAAAAGAGCAUUUUAAAUAGCUUCUUGUGGCUACACUUUCAUUAAAAUACAACUUGGGAGAAGAUUAAAGUUCACUAAGUAUCUUCAUGACCUCUUUUAUCAUCAGCUAUUAAUGACCCAGUGUUGUACCUGCGACAUGCUAAUAAGUCUGACUCAACUUAACCUUUGCUAAACCAGAAACUGGCAGAGCUGAAGCGGCAGCAGGUUUUUAACCUCCUGGCAAAUAGCUAAAAUAUACCCCCCUGUCUAUCAGACCAGUUAUGACUCUUUAUUUAACAAUUUAAAUUUAACACAACUCUUAAAAUAAAAUACGAUCUUUAUGUUCCUUUAAUCGUCCCACAAGGGUAAAUUCCAAAUUUACAGCAGCAUAGUAUAGAUACAAAAAGAGAAAAAUUAAAAGAUAGAGAAACUUUGAGUUAAAAAAAGAUAUGUACAUGCAUCAUAUUUACAUCCAUACAGAAUUUACAUGAUAAUAGGAUAACAGGAUUUAUUGCACAUUGAAGUUCCUAUUGUGGAGUCUGACAGCUGCAGGAAGUAACGACCUACGAUACCUUUCCGUCACACACUUUGGGUGGAGCAUCCUGUUCCUGAAGAAGCUCCUCAGUGCAGUGAGUGUGUGUGUUGGAGGGGGUGAGAGUCACUGUCCAGCAUGGAGGACAGCUUGGCUGUGAUCCUCCUCCCCAACCUCCUCCACAGGUUCCAGAGGGCAUCUAAGGACAGAGCUGGCCUUCUUUAUGAGUUUGUCCAGCCUCCUUCUGUCAGCUGCUGUGAUGCUGCUCCCCCAGCAGACCACUCUAUAGAAAAUGGCAGAGGCCACCACGGAGUCAUAGAAGAUCUUCAGGAGUGCCCCCCGCACCCCAAAAGACCUCAGCCUCCUGAGCUUUUAUGUACUCAAAAUAGAUGAGUUAUAUGAAAGUCAGCCCAAGUACAGUGUAAGGAAGUAACCACAUGAGCCAUUCAGUGGUAAGCUGUUGAUCAAAAAUGAAUGGAAAACAACACUCAGAACCUCUAAUCAACAUAAUCUUUCAAGUGUCUGUAAGUUAUUCACUUAUUUUUUGAAGUUCUGUUAAUACUUAACAAAAAUUCUGUAAUCCUUGCUCCCAUAUGUGCAGGUACUUUCUCUUUAAAAACAUAACACCUGGUGUGUAGUAAUGAGACUUUAUGUUGUCUAGUCUGCAAUAUCAAUGCAACAUGGAGGUGAACUUUAACACCAUGCCACCUGUGAAACAGAUGCUGAAAACUCAUAUUUAACCAUCAAUGCCUCCUGUUCAAGGUUUAGUGUGUUCUUUCAUGGUUCCUCCUCUGUACUUCAACUCUGGUACAGGAUUCUGCAGGAAGAGUAUUUGCCAUGAGCUGUCAAUCACUCAGACAUAAAUAGGCACACAAAAAAGACUGCAUCAAAAGACAUGUCAACCUUAUUGGAUUAAAAGAUAUAUUUUUGAUGCAUGACAAAAAAAAGAAAAAAGAAAAUAUUUUGGGAAAUUUCUUAUAAAAGAAAAACUUACUCUGUUAGUCCAACCAUGAGUUUGUUUUACUGCGAUUCAGCCAGACUUAGAUCUUUAAAUAUUUCUUUGCAGAGUUCCUUUUGAGAACGAACAAUAAUGACAGAAAGCAUGUCAGAGAAAAUUUUAUUAUGCGUCUAUUUUUAUGUUAAAGGGAUAUUCCGACGUAAAAUUAAUUGAGGGUCAAACACACCGUAACACCGAGUUAGACACCCCCCUUGAGAGAUGAAUGUUGCUGACCGCUUGCUUCUCUAGUUAUACCAACUUUAGAAACGAAUGCAGGAUAGUAAUACACAGCGGUCUGAGGAGCCAUAAACAAACCUCAACCAAAACGCCACUCUAAAGCCACAAAUAAUGCUUAGAACAGCACCUAACUUCAUCAACAGUACAUAUAGGGUCCCAGCCAUAGUACUAGCCACCAAACAUCUUUUUAACUUUGCCUAAUUUCCUUAGCAAAGAAACUAAACACAACUCACCUACUCUCUUCCAGCAGACGCUUGUUUGUAGCAAGACCUUGGGCCAAUCCAUUAGGGACUGCUGUGGGGGGACGCCGCUCAAUGAAGGACAUUUAUGAUCAUUUCUUUGUGGAAGUGCAAUCAGACCAAGAUGCUAAGGCAGAAGAACUACCACGUCUGCAGUGCAAAAUGAUUAAUGUGAUGAUUAUUACUUAAAGGAAAUGAUAAAGUAAUGAUCAUAAAUGUUCUUCCUUGAGCUGUGGGGUGAUGCAGCUCAAGGAAGAACCUGAGACUGCUAUCCUGCAGUCAUUACUAAAGUUGGUAUAACUAGAGAAGUAAGUAAGGGGAUGUCUAACUAAGGGGGUGUCUAACUUGGUGUUACGGUUUUUGACCCUCAAUUAAUUUUACGCCAGACUAUCCCAAGUUUGACCCAUGUUCCAUCUGUUUACAUGGAGGCAACGGGCUGUACUGCAGCAACCAAGGGGAACUGGCUCCACAUGUUUGGCUUCACUCUUGAGUAGCUGUCAUGCUGUCUAUCUUGUUAUACAUUCCAGUGUAUCCUGGUGAUGCAGCCUCAACCAUCCCCAGCCACUCUGUUCAGAAGACCGUCACAGUAACCCGGAGCGCCACCUUUAUUUUUGCCAAAGUAGUAAUGCUCAGUUGUGUCUGUGAGCGACUCCAGGCCUGUUUUAAGUUGUGACUCAGACAGCUAAAAAGCCUCCAUCUUCGUAGCCCGUGUCCACAGCUAUGUGUUGCAGUCCGGCUGAACCUAAGCUGAGAGCUCCACCAUGCUGCUGGUGGACAACUUGAGAUAAGCCGUGAAGCAAAGAGGGAUUUAGAGAAUGAGAGGAAAGGCUGUGGAGCUGUGGAGCUGUGGGGAAGAGCUAAAAAUGAGUGCAGCCAUAAGCCUCAAUUUGAGUUAUAAAUUAAAAAAUCAAUGUGUUGGAGUAAGCGGUAUGAGGCGCUGGAUUCUCUGGUUGUUGACAUAUUGCAGUAAACACUAACAGGUGCACCUUCUCCCUGGGUCACUCCCUGGCUGUGCACCAAGACAGAGCAGUCUCAGGGAGUGUGUGUGUGUAAGUGAGUGUGUGUUCAUGUCCAUAAAUGAGACAGAGAGCAGGGAAGGAGGGGGGAAGGGGGGUGGAGCAGGGGGAGGGAGGGAGUCUACGAACAUCUGCUGUCCUCUAGAGUUUUUCAUUUUUGCUGAGCGCUGCAGUACGCAGUCACUAAUCAAAUCGCACAUGUCAGGACUGGCAAGUGGAAAUGUGUGUGUUUUUGUGUACUAGACAGAGGCAGUGUGAGUGUUUGCUUGUUUAUCUUUGCGUAUGUGUGUGUGUUUGCUUGUCUGUGUGUGUUUGUUUGUGUGUGUCCAUGACCACAGCAGCAGUAAAGGGUGAAGGACCCAGCAGCACCUGUUCGUGGGUGUGAACGUUUGUAACUUUUGCACCUUCAAAGGUUUAAAAGUCUCCAAAAACACAUCUUGUGGGCAUUAUUUUUAUUAUUUACUAAUUAAAAACUUUGGCUUUAUGUUAGGAGGAAAUCUGUUUGUAUGGAGGACUGCUAAUUACUUUCCUCCUCAGACAUUGUGCCCAGUGAUGCUGCCGUCUUACGAGAUAAAAGUUUAUUUAAAACUGGAUAAUGGUUUCCUUCUGCCAAGAUCACCUCUCAAACUUGAGUAGAAACAUGUGGGCACAACUCAGUUCAGUCUAGACUUGAAAUUGAAAUGUAGAACAUCUGUUAUCUCAGAUUGAUUGCAGCUUAUCUAAUUUAAUCACCAUCUAUUUUCUGUUUAUUUGUGUAAUAAAAUCUUCUGCAUAUUUCAAACCCAUAAUCAGGGACGCACAAUAUUAUUGGCAUAUCAGUAUUAGCAGAUAAAGGCUGAAAAAGUUUAUAAUCAGGACUAGCAGAUGUGAAAAUUAAUGGCCAGAAGGGGGAAAUUCUUUAAUUAUGUGCGUGCCAUGGCUACGGAAGACGAGAUUUUUUCUUUUUUUAAGUACUGUUAUCUCAUGAUAACGACUUACUAUCUCGUUAUCUCAACAUAACAAAGAUUGUUUUCCCGUGAUAACGAAUUAAUUAAUAAUGUGUCCGCCGUUGUAAUUGUUGUUCUCAAGUUUCACGCAUGGCAGUUAAAUGUUCCCACGUUGAAAGUGUAAUGCACGUGUGGAGCGUGACGUCAGCGUUUGAAUUGAAAAGCCCAGCUUGCUGUUGAAUAUGGUUGCUGCGGCAUUUCAGAAAUAUCAAACCUGGAGGGUGUUUUUUAAAAGUUAACAUUGAGGUUGGCAAAAUAAUCUGUUCUUAAUAAUAAUUAGGGAAAAACAUUCAUAAUGUCGAGAUAACAAAAAGAAGGUGCAUAAAAAAUAAAGAAAAAUCAAUGGCUGUUCUCAUAUUCUGUACAUUUGUGUUUUGAAGUCACACUAAAAGUGAUGUCCAUGCCUUAAGUGUGUCUCAGAAUAGGGAAAGGAAAUCCCAGCAAAAUGGAAAAUCAGGUAUUGGCUAAAAAAAAUUUGAAAAAUAUAAGCAUAUCAGAUAUGAGCAAGAGUCCAGUAUCAUGCAAUAACUCUUAAAUAUCGCAUUUAGUUCUCAUAUGCAAUUUUCCUAGUGGAGACUGGUGGGGAAGCAUCCUAAUGCCUUCUCUUCAACAGCAACCACUGGUCAGCAGCCUGCAGGCAGAGGUUCUGCAAAAGGGCCAUCCACACCAGGGUGCAUAACUAUCAUAAUAACUAUGCUGAUCAGCUGGCAGCCUUUCUGUUGUUCCCCUGAAAGUGAUCCCAAGCCCAGUAAAAUGUGUGUGCAUUUAGGUACAUCAUUUGGUGGGAGGGGCUGAGAGAGGUGAGAUGGUACCAGUGAUUUUUGUUGUUGUUGUUGUUGUUGUUGUUGUUUAUUCCAACUUGAAGAGAUUUAAUUCAUUUACUAGUUUAAAAAAUGACCACAGGGAUUAUCCUUUUUUUUUAUUAUUAUUAAUUUCAGCAUUAUAGUCCAAAUAAAUAAAUGACUUUCCACUGCAGCAGCAACAUUGAUAUUCUAAUUAGGCAUCUUGUAACACAGUCAUGUUAAUUAGUUGGACGUGGGUUCAGCAAAUGAUCAGAGGCUCAAAGUAUCAACAGUGCAUGCAGAAAAUUAGAGCAGCAGUCUCAUGUAAAGCCAAGUAGGCAAUUAUUUUCCAAUAGUAGAGCACAUGAUUAGCAAAGAAUGAAACUAGCUCUGAAAGCUAGUUCUGCUCAAAAACCUAAAGAAAACUCUCCCCAAAGUCAAGAAUGACCUUUCAUACUCAGAUAAUCUGAAAUAUUCAGUGAAUUUCAGCCCAGCAGAUCCUUUGUGAACCCUCUUAUUACGGCACAAGCAUUAGGCAUGCGGUACUCCACCCGUGCCGAAUACAGGAUAAUUCCAUAGGACUGUAUAUUGUUAGGCUUGGAAAUAUAUGUCAGAUAAAAAUAGACUUCCCCCAACUUUUUCCAACCAGCUCGUCCGUCACAAAGACAGAACAUGAUUCAUUACAGUAUUACUCCUGCCUGUGAGCAUCCGUGCAUUCAAGCCGGUGCAUAAUACACGUUAUAAUGCAUGUAUACAUGCAUGGUUGGUGCUGCUGUGUGAUCCAGCAGUGCAGUAUGACUGAUGACUGGUGCUGCACCGAGUCCUCGGGCUGCACCACGCUGCCCCUCUCCUCCUUGCUCUGUGCCAAUUAGUCGUGUUCUCCUGCAGACGGGUCAUCCCUUUCCGCUUGAAAAAUCCCCGAUUCCUCCUCAUGCUCCUCACCAAACUAAAGAAUGCAGACCUCAGGCAUCCCAGACAGCCAAAAGUUCUCCCAGAGCAUGUGGAGCACAGCUUAUUGAUUUUUUCACUCUCCCUGUAUCUAUUUUAUAUCCUGUGGCUUUAUGUCAAAUUGUAAGCUUGACAAAAAAAAAGUUAAAGUAGGUUUAUUUAUAGCCAGGGCCUCUGCUCUUGGUGGUUUGUAAUCCUUACUAUAGCGAAACUUAGACAUCAUAUCUCCCUAUAAGCAACUUGACACCAAUUUUAACUGAAUAGUGGACAGAGCUACUUUCUGAACUGGCUGUUUUUCCUUUAACGUCUUCAUAACAGCUGACCAUGACCUUUUUCUAAAAACUUAAACUGUGUUUAGAGCCAGCCUUCAUGUUUACUGAUAUUUGUAUAAUAAGAUGUUUCUUCAUUUCAAUCCAGUGAAGGCAAGAAUUUACAGUUUGGCAGAGUGUUAAAAGUCUCAGCACUUUCUAGCCUCACAGACCUGCUCUAUGUAUUCCUAUAGAUGCAUCUUCUAUAAUGGGAAACAUACAAAUGCUCACAAAAGCCAGGGUAUAACCUAAGUAGAUGUUUAACCUUAUGUGCAGAGGCAAGAGUCCUCUCAGCUGGUGGCCUGUGUCCAGUUCCCUGUGGCUGAAUAUUAUUGUCCACUCUCUCCUCCAGUUUCUUUCUCCAUCUACUGCCCUGUUUGUUUGAUACAGAAUAUACAAUGGUUACCUGGGUAACACUGAACACUGCAUGGGUUAUGCAGCUACAAUAAAUCCCCUUCUGAAAUGGUCAAUACAUUUCCUUUUUGCAGUUUACAUUUUCCAAAACUAGUUUUCUGGCCAGUCUACAUUAAAAAUCACCAUCAACCUAUUCACAGAUUCAAGCUACAAUUCAGAGUGCAUUUCCAUGACGACUAUUCUUUAAAAGCUACACAAAAUAUGUGCCAACUUCUCCUCUCUUUACUGUUGGUUUUUCAAACAUACCAGUCUGAAUUGCAUCCUUACAACACUUUUCUAUUAUGUACCAGGACUACCUUUUUUUCCUGCCUGUUUUUGUUGAGUUUCCUCUUUGAAUGCAGCAGCUGUGUGUUCUGAAAAGUAGGACUCCUAAAUCCCCAAAAACAGGACACAGGUGCAGAAAAAAUGAAAGUAAAAUAGUUCCACCUGCAGUAACUGUGGCUUGUAUAAUAAAGAGGUUUUUUUAUGAAUCUGCAAAGCUUUUGUUGGUAUUUUUCUUUUUUUGUGACAAUUUUCACAGCGUUUUUUCCCCCCUAAGCAAAGCGAGGAUGUUUUUUUCUGUCUUGACCACACAGAUAUCUUCUUGUCUCCUGUGGAAGUAACUCUGUCAGCAGUGUUUAUGGGGGGCUGUUAUUGAUCUGUGUGUUUCCUGUCAAGGUGCUGUAUCUGCUGGGGGCGAUGUCUCUGUCCAUGGCUCUGCAGCUUGACCGUCACGGUCUGUGGAACCUGCUGGGACCCAGUCUGUUUGCUUUGGGCAUCAUGGCCGUGGCCUGGGUAAGGAUAACAUACAUACUAAGUGAAAAAAGACCAGUCGAGUUUACAGCUAAAAUAAGGACACUCUGCUAUAAUUUCUGCAAGCCUCAGUCGUUAACAUUCAGAGUUACAGCAAGAGUAAAAUGAAGGCAUUUAAUUAAGUUAAAUAUCAAUUUCAGCUUUAAUCCCAUAUUUCAGAGAUUUAAUUCCCUUUUUACUCAAAUUGCUAAUUCUUGCAGCGUUUGAACUCCUGGUCAGGACAGGAUGAAGAUAAUUAAAUUUAAUACAUAAUGUGUGUUUAACAUUCAUAAGCAAGCUUGUUCAAACAUGCAGAUGAAACGUCUCAGCGCUGCCCCUCCAUUGUUCCUCCUGCCACUAAGUGUAAAAAGGACUUAAUCCAUCGUUUAAGCUCAAGGCUGGAACAUGGGGCUGAAACAUGUGCAUGGCUAAAAACUGUGUCUUUCUGACCAAUAAAGCUAUUUUACAUUAACAUGGAAGAGGCUUUAAAAGUUUUGCAGCCUGUGGGUAUUAGUCAUGGGUUGUAGUUCCAUUAUAAGUCAGCUUGUACUUUCACUGACUCUUCUCCCAGUCAUAAUGUGCUCCCUGAACUGAGAAGAUAAAAAAUAAUAGUCUUUCAGGCUAGGUUCUUGGAAAAAAAUAAACCUUUAACACCAAACCACGGACAUGAGUUUGAAAACAAGGUUUGUGGCUUCCUCGGAGAAGGCUUCGCUUUGAGUAAAGAGUGGGUGUAGUGGCUCUGAGAAUUAUCUUUGUGCAAGCUGGAGGAUCGUAGAGAAAGUGUGGCAGAUGAGAAAAUGUUUAAUUCCACCAUGUAAAGCAUCCCGUUAUAGCAACAAAGGGAGGAGAUGGUACAUUGUCUGUUACUAUGGAGGAGACGUGUAUUUCAAGCCUAGCAACAGCACUUUAAGACACAUGUACACAUUGACUCUUCUUUCAAAUGAGAGUGUAUGUGGAGCUUUACAUAAUCUUUUUUUUCCCAGGCUUUGAGGCAUAUAGAAGCAUAUUAUAGAUGGCUUGUUUCUGACUUGUGGCUUAUAUGCAUGUACUGUAUAUUCUUCCAUGACAUUUUAAUAUCUUUUUCACUUAUAAUACACCUUACAUAUUACUUCAAAUGUGGCUCUGUCACAUCAAUUCAAUAUAAUUGAAUGUUAAUGAAACGUAUGUGUAGUGUAAUGGAAACUAAGGUGAAACAGAUGAUCAGUUUAACAACCAUGUGGAUAUCUCUUAUUAGAGUCACUCAAGUUCUUGGUUAUGUUAAUCAUUGACAAAUUUUUGUUUCACAAACUCCACUGGACUCCACCAGAUAUUUUUAAAACCCUCAGUUUUCCUCAGGACAAAACCAACUUAUUAAAUCUGUUAAAUUACUCCAAGUUGCUCUUUAACAUUGUUGAAAUGCCAAUCCUGAAACUACACACUUGUCUUAUCGAAGUAACAAACUGUCUUAGAUUCAUUUCCAGGGAUCCUCAGGUUUGUGAUUUUGAAGAACCUCCCCCCAGAAACUUUUCAUCCCCUUUUAAGUUAAGGUUUAGGCUUUUGUGCCUUUAUUGAGGGACUAGGACAGUGGAGCAGCAAAGUCUUAUAUGUAAGGGAUAAUGCAUAGUGAGCAGACUGUUCUCACAGAUAUGAGCCCUGACAGGGAGAGCAGGGCUGAAUCUAUCCAUCAGUCUUUAUUCAGCUCCAUAUUUUUUUCUUUAUGCUUCAGCUUCAGUUUUGUGGAUUUCUCUGUAACACUCUACAGUUUCUCUUUAAAACCUCUUCUGCCUCUCUUUUGUCUGUUUUUCUUUUUCCCACCAUAAACAACUUAACUUAAUAAAUGUGACUCAUAAAUUGAAUAACAUUUAGUCCUCUAGAGUCCGUGAUUAGGGUCAUAUCCCUUGAAAUGAUCUGUUUGUCUGAGCAACUAUUCUGGGAAGGAGACUGUUUUGAUGUAAUUACAAAGAAUUAACACAGAUCUGUAACAAUAUCUUUAAAAUCCAAUUUCGUACUGCUGCAGCUUAAGGCAGGAAUUAAUAUCAAGUUUCUGACAGGCUAAUGUGACACAAACAAUGCAAAUAUUAUAGUUUUGUAUAUGGUGACGCACCAAACAGUAUCUUGACGCAGUUGUAAACUCUAAACUGCAACUUUUCCAAAUAGAGCCCACAGUCUUAAACAUAACCCAGGUUUAAGCUUUGACUGCUUCACCCUCCAUGAUCUAUCAGCCGUUCAGAAGCAUACGUCUGCGUCUCAGCAUUCUCUCCUCACUCUUCUUUUGUGCGUUCUCCACAAGAGCCCUUUUCAUUUCAGCGUGUCAUGUUUCUGCAAAGCCUGGCAUUCUGGAUGUUCCCAGACACAACCGAAUUAGAUCAGUCAAGCGGGAGGGCACGAAACGCCUGCCACUUUGCAGGGGUGUCGUGAGCAGUGAGAAAAGGGGCAGAAGUUCAAAUCCGUCAACGCCAACUAUCUCUGAGUCUUCAAACUAAAUGAGGUCCCUGACUUAUGCAUAAAAAGACAAUCCCGGUCAGAAACUGUUUGUAUUAAGCAGAGAAAAGUGCAGCUCCGAAGGGACUGGAAGAGUAAAAACACAUUUCAUGUUUUCCUCACUUGGCUUCACAUAGAUUAUUAGUCUUUAACUCGAAAUGUAUUCAGCGUAAUAACUCAAUCAGAGCUAUUUUCCUGCUAGAAAACACAUAAUUAUUUUUGUCAUUCAUGAACAGCUUACUUCUCCCCUGACGAAGCUCGGAUGCUUUAUGGGAGCGUUUUUUAGGGGGGAAAAAUAUAAUCCAGGCAAUCAGUGUUUAUGAAGCCAUGAAAACAGAGACUGAAUGAAAUAAUGAAGCACUCUCUGAACGCUGUUUAGGAAGAAAUGAAAUUUCCAAGUCUCACUUUGCCACACAUUCAGCAACUGUGGGCCACUUACAGAGGAAAAAAUGAGCUCUGUCUUUAUUAAACGAAUGGAGACAUCAUAUCCAGUAACUGGCAAACACAACAUGAGCGUAAACAACAAAACAGCCAGAGCAGACACUGACCAAUCACUGAGGCCCAAUUUUAGGCAUCUAUCAGCUGAUUAUGAUCAGCAUGAUAGACUUUAUGCUGCAGCAGUCGGUGUGAGCAAAAAAACCUGACAAUAAAAGUGGAUUUAUGAAGAAUCCCGUCUCUCUCUGUUCUUGUGAUCACAGCAAGCCGCCUGCUGCUUCUUCACUAAAAUCUCUUCAGUCUCCAUGUGUGAACGACUGCUGUCUGUAUGAUCUCCCCUCAAUAUCCUGUUUCUACAUGACAUGUAAUCACAAUGAAUCACGGAAAUUAGAGCAUAAAACUGAAGGUCUUUGGGAUCAAUUGCAAAAGAAAUAAAAUUAAAACGCAUAAUUCGACAGGACCCUUCGCUCUUUAAUAAUUUUGUAGAGCGAAAUUGAUUCUGAUUGUUUCCUCGGAAAUAAUGGUUUAAUUUGAGACUAAUUACUGAACAAAUUGAAAUUCAAAUUGAAUGGCAAAUUAUGUUUUAGUAAUUUCUUAUAGAAGCCGAGGCUGGGUUUGAAAGUAAAAUAUGUGGAGAAACAAAUGCAAAGACAUUUUAACUCUUUGCAAAUCUCAACCAGGUAUUUAAAGUUUACCCAACAAUGCCCAACAAUUACCCAACAAAGUUUUCUCUACUAAAACCAUAUUUGUUGCCUAGUUACACAAAAGACCUCUGGCAAAUGGUAGAAACUACAUUUAUCUCAAAAGCUCUUGGAUACACAAGCAAGCUCUAGAAGCCAAAGAAAUCCCGUCACAGCCUAUUAGAAAUGUCUAUUGUUACUUUGAAACAUGAUUACAGCCUUGUUUAAAAUUUGUUUUUGUUAAAUAUGUACAGAGUGACUUUUGUAAGUCAUUUGUUUUGGUAAGAAUUAUUCCUCAUGGGGCACUGGUUUAACUUAGUAGUGUAGGCACCCCCUGUAUGAGGCUAUUAUCAUGAAGUGGGUUUUUAUUUACAUGCACAGCUUGAUCGAACUAGGCUCAUAAUUCAUUUUUUUUUCGCCGAAUCAGACUUCUCUCCUUGUCCACAUGCAGUUGAGAAUAUCGAAUUAUUGACGUCAACGUGUCCUCCUCCCCAAAACUAGAGGGGAAUAUGAGUCUCUUCAGUGGCGCUGUUUCUGACCCCAUACAACUGCCAACAACAACAGCAGGUUGCGUGCCAGACAUCAGAAGUGACUACAACUGCUGCUGGGUAUUUUUGAACAAGAAGAUGGAGCAUCAUACAGAGUUGUUUUUGUCGUACAUGGUGUACCUCUAGUGUUUUCGUUCCGGGUUUACAGGGGGCGUGGUGCACGCGAACAUGCAUUGUCCUAUUAUACUGUGACUAUGCUGGUUACAUGGUAGAGAAAAUUGAAUUCCAUCACAUUAUCUGGGUGUCUUAAUCAGAAUUCUUCGACUCCAGUUGGAGUUCUCAAACUCUGGUAAUAGUCGGAUUUGGGUGUUUCACAUGCACUUCAGCUGUCUGGUCUUAACAGGAGUAAGGCAAUAAUUCGGUUUUCUCGAGUGUCAUGUAAAGGUACCUAGCGUCUCACUGAUGGUGGGAUGGCAACAGGCUAAGAAAUGUGAGAUUCUUAGCCUGUUAAAAACUUAGUGACUUUAAAGGACGUGUAAAACUGAUCAUUGAAUGUCAUUAACACCAAAUUUGACUUCCUUGACAACAUAAAUUAAAGAUGUUGACUGUUUUACUAUAAAACAUUGUUUUUUGUGUCUGUUGUCCUGUCAGACGGUGCGCACCAUCCGCAGGCGGCGCUGCUACCCUCCCACCUGGAAGCGUUGGGUGUUCUUCCUCUUCCCGGGCACCAUGAUCGCCACGUCAGCUGUGGCCCUCUACGCUUUUGUGGAGACAGAGGAGAACUACUUCUACAUCCACAGCAUCUGGCACAUGCUGAUCGCAGGGAGCGUGGGCUUCUUGCUGCCGCCUCGCGCCAAACCAGACGCCAAGGUGACCCCGCUGAAGCGCAGGCGGGGCUGUGGCUAUCAGCUGUGUGUGAACGAGCACGAAGAGCUGGGCCUGGUGGACCCCGCUAUCAUCUCCAUCAACAGCAUCUGCACCAGCUGAUAAACUCCCAGCUCCACCUUUUACCUUACAGACACUUCAUUGCCUUCUUUUACUUGGGAAAUUCACACACGGGAAACUAAGCCACAGAACUUGAAAAAGCAAUGUAAAUACUUUACUGCAGAUGUAACACAUUGGAUUUCUUUCGGUUUGUUUUGGUUGUUAUUGUCAUGGUUACUACUAUCAAUACAACUGUAAUUAUUAUAAUCUAUAGUUAAAGUUGUUCUGAUGAAUUGUGGGUGUACAGUGACACACUGGUGUUUGUGAAUAUGUAUUUAAAGUCAAAGCUGAAACACUGCUGCUAUCUGACGGUGACUGUAAACUGCUUCUGUUGGUUAUUUAUUGGUGGUCUUAUAAACAGGCCAGUUAUUUUAUGGCGUGGGGCACAGAACAGGGGGAGACACGGGGGGACAUUUAUCAAGGGCACGGCUUUUCUGAAAUUCUUUUGAAAUAUAUAUCUUUUGCACUGAGACACAAAAAUGUUAUUCUGUACAUUUUUAUAACAAUAUAAACUACAGUGGGCAUCACAAAUGUAAAACCUAGUUGUCAUGUGGAAUGUUAGACUGUCUUUUUGCAAAUGCAAUGUAUCGCUUUUACACGAAUGUGCUGAUUGUUCUCGAAGGGAGCAAAUCCAAAGUCCAGCUUCCUGUCAAAAGAGAAGAGGGAGGUAGGCACGAUCAUCUCUGAGACCUCAAACCAAGACCUCACCCCCUUGUUCUUUCCUUACAGGACCAUGUGUGACACCACAUUCAUAAACAAUAAAUGUUUUCUUUCUUUGCCUCAGUAUUA